AAACAAACCGCCACCAUGAGUGCACCCGACAAAGACCCCACCGAGGGGCCCAAGCGGCCUCCGGACAGUCCGACUACUCCGACCGGCAAACGGCUCCGAGACCGCGUUAGCUUUUUCGAAAAAGUGUGGUCCGGGGGCAAGUCCGGCGUCGUCGGGGCGGUGAGCAGCGUCGACGUCGAGGAGUUCGAGCGGCGCUUGGCCGAGGAGAGGGUGCGGAACGUGGAGAGGAGCCGCCUGGAGCAGGUCACCCUUCGGCACACACCUAGACAUGUGCACACCCACGAAGUGCAUCCGGACGGCAGCAUCCAGGAGACGAUCACUACCACCACUGAAGAAGGGGAUUUAGGGUCCGGCGUGAAGACCGUCAAAUUCGAAAAAGUAACCGUCCGAAAGUCGGUCCGAACAAUCAGCAGCAGGACUCCCUCCGAAGAACUGCUGCUGGAGGAUUCGGCCUAUUUGACCCAAUCGAACGGAAAUUUGGCGACAAGUUCGAAAACUUCGAGUAUUUCGAGUCUGACGGGGCGUAUUCCUUCAGAGGAGAGUCUGAGGAGGACGCCCUCCAGAGAACGAUUAAAUCGAGACGAAUGGGACAAUGCCAGCAAUAGCAGCAAAGUGACUAGUUCUAGUUCGGAAUGGUACAGCGAGUAUAGGACUCAGAGUUUUCAAAGUGGUUCCAAUAAACUAGAGUACGUCCGGAGCAAGAGUCAGUACGACGAGCACAUCGCUAGUAUUAGAGAUGAACAGGAACGAGUUCAAAAGAAAACAUUCGUCAAUUGGAUCAACUCUUAUCUAUCCAAGCGAGUUCCACCGCUUCGGGUAGACGAUCUGAUUGACGAUCUAAAAGACGGAACGAAAUUGCUCGCAUUGCUCGAAGUUCUUUCGGGAGAGAAACUGCCUGUGGAGAGAGGCAGAAUCUUGCGAAGACCCCACUUUCUGAGUAACGCUAAUACAGCCCUAGAGUUCCUCACCAGGAAACGCAUCAAAUUGGUCAACAUCAACGCCAGCGACUUGGUGGACGGGAGACCUCCAGUCGUCCUCGGUCUUAUUUGGACCAUCAUUUUAUACUUCCAGCUUCGCAAGGAGUGGGCAUUUAGAUGGAUUGAAGAAAACACUCGAGCUUUGCAAUAUUUGGCCCAUUGGGAUAGCUCCAGCAGUCUUGAAAGUGCUGGAACUUCAUCUUCUAAGGACAAAUGGAAGUUAGGAGCGCGCAAAACUCUCCUCCAUUGGGUUUCCAACGCACUUCCCAACGAUUCCGGGAUUGAAAUCAAAGAUUUUGGCGCUAGUUGGCGUGAUGGCAUCGCUUUUCUUGCUAUUAUAGACGCAAUUAAGAAGAAUUUGGUUAAUAUAGCCGAACUGAAGAAAGCUUCAAAUAGGACUAGACUUGAAACAGCUUUUGACGUUGCUGAAAAUGAGUUAGGAAUUACCAGGUUGCUAGAUCCUGAAGACGUAGACGUGCCGAAACCUGACGAAAGAUCGAUCAUGACGUACGUGGCGCAAUUUUUGCACAAAUAUCCCGAACCCAAGAGUACAGGACCGGACGCUAUAGCAGCAGUUCAGGAGGAAUACAGCCAACUGUUGUCUUGGUUAAUGAAGAAAACACAAUACUUGGAACAUCUGCAACAAACAAAUUCAUUACCUAAUGACUACUCCGAAUAUCAAGCUUUUAAAAGUGAAGUAGAUGACAAGGAGAAAGUUUUUCUUAAAUUGAAACGUCUGAUUGAGAGUCAGAGUUUGAUUUCCAUAACGAAAGAAUCCUGGUACGACAUUACGAAACUAUGGGACAAACUUCAAAACCAGUUGUUGUACUGGUUGUGGAUGUUGGAUUCACGCCUACCGGGCGAUUUGAAAUACGUGGGUGAAUGGUUAGCACAAGCCGAGAAAUUACUUUAUUGUGACGAAAUCCCGACGAUUAUGAACGAAGAGACUGCAUCUAUUAUUAGUAGGAAGUUAGAGGAACAUAAAGCUUUCUUUGCCGACUUGCCUACGGUACAAGAAAAAUUUGCUCAGGCUUGUAAAGCUCCUCUAAGUGAAGUGCCUUCAGAACAGUUACAAAAUAUGGCUGUUAGACUGAACGAAGUUGGACCUAAAGCUGCUCAAAGACGAGUUAAACUUAAGUUCCUUGAACAUAAGUGUUGCCUUAUUGCAUUCUUGCAACUCACAGAGACCAAACUGAAAGCUUGGAGUGGUAAAUACGGCCGGCUGGAAAGAGUCGUCCAGAUUUUAGAACAGUAUAGGAAUUUUGUUUCGAAGAAUCAUAUUUUUCAAGAGUUUAAUAAAGCUUUUAUUGACAUGCAAGCCGUUGUUGAGGAGUAUAAGCGAGACGGGGGCAUUGAUAAGCGUGAAAUGGCCGAUAUUGAUCGUUUUCUGAGAGACACCGCCGAUAGGUGGAAAAACGUCUCGAUGGAGCUCCGCUGCGUUCAAAGCAUGAUUGAAGAAGUUGUCGCGUAUUGGCGCCGCUGGGAUUCCCUCUCUGGUGAGUUUGACGACUGGCUCAACAAAGCAGAAAAGGCAAUCAAUUUACCCGAAGAAGAAAAGAUGGAGUUUUUCCAAGAUAUUAGUGUCUGGAGAGACAAUUACCAGUUGUUGGGGGACACCGUGAGUUUUCUUAUUGCGACUUGUGAAGACAAAAUCGCUUUAGAAUUGAAGAUACGUUACCAAAACAUGACUGAUCGUUGGGAAAAACUUUAUCCGUUAGUCAACAAGUAUAGCCAAGCUGGUGAUUUGCUACGCAAUCGUAAAGAUUUCCGUGCUGGAGUUGAUAUUCUCUCAGAAUGGUUGAGGAAAGCUGAAAGCGUUUUAAAUUCCCCUCAACUGGGUUCGACUGAACGCAUCAAAAAACAUAUAGAGAAUUUGAUGAAACUUCAAGGCGAAGUUGAAGAAAUUGAAAAUCUUUUCAAAAAUGUCAGCAAAACGUUUCAGACUUUGAUCCAAGAUUUGACUAGAGAGGAGGUCGACAAAAUGAUGUUGAUUCUCAAGCACGAGAAGGAAAGUCUUGUCAAAGUCCGCGCUUUGCUUCCGGCCCAGAUACACAUGUACAACCAACUUUUGGUCCAGCAGGAGUCACUUGAAUUCGGUCAGAAAGAAAUCAGUAACUGGUUAGAUAACGCCGAAAGUUUACUCAGUAGUCUAAGCCUUGAAGCUGAGAAAGAUACCCUCAAAGACCAAUUAGAUAAAUUAAAACAAUUCUUUACUCGAACCUUGUAUUACAAAUCAAUGUUAGAUAGUAAAAACAAAGUUUUGACCAACAUUGUCAAGUCGGUGGACCAAAGUGAUAACGUAGAUGUUGCCCAAAUGAGUGCAAACAUGGAACAAUUGAACGACCGGUUCCUUUACGUCACACAAAACGCCCAAUUGUGGGAACAGAGACUCCAAGAAGCCAUCCGGUGUUGGUUUAACUUCUCUGAAUGCGAACGUGUCAUUUCCAAUUGGCUAAACAACGCCGAAAAAUUAAUCGGCGAAAAACGAAUCGACAACAAAGAAACAGUCGAAGAACACAAAAACUUUUUCCAAAGCGUGAACGAGCGCUGGAUCCACGACCUCUCUCAAAGCGCUCAAGACUUAUGCAACUGUCUUCCGAAAGAGCAACACAAACCAAUUCUAGCCUCAGUGCACCAACUCCAAAACAAAUGGAGAGAAAUUCUUUCAUUUGCACCACUUCAUUUGAUGCGACUCGAGUUUAGAUUGGACGAAUCGGCUUUCAAUUAUUACGUUAGAGAGAUAGAGAAAGAAAUUACAACCGAGUAUAUCGCGUUCAGCAAACAGGAAAAUAUCGAAUCGAUUAUGAGCAGAAACAAAGAAUUUUUUGGGGCUCAAGGGCCCAUGGCUGAGACCUCCAGGUGUCUUGAAAAUUUGAGGAAAAUCGCAGCGACGUAUACGCAACAUCAUCCGGGUGAUAAAACGGUUGCUGAUUCAGUGGCCAAAGCAGAAGAACAGUGGAGGAGUCUUAACAGCAAGGUUGAGACUUUGAGGCAACAGUUGGAUCAAAUUCCGGAAAAGUGGGAACAUUACAAUACGAAAUUUGAUGUUAUGGUGAAGUGGAUGGAUGAGGUUGACAACACGUUGAGGAACAUCUUCAACGAUGUAAAUGCCAUGGAGGAAUUCGAGCGGGAAAAGGCCAUCUUCCAGAAUAUUUGCAAAGAAGCCGAUUCAAAGCGCGAAGACAUGAAAUGGUUAGUCCAAACUUUGGAUUCUCUAUCAUCACAUUGUCCCGAAAACCAAGCAGUUGACGAGCAGAAGAAACUAGAAGCUUUAAUCACGCGAUAUAAAAAUCUUAUACCGUCUCUUGAGGUCACUAUGGUCAAAACCGAUACUCUCUCGAAAUGUUAUACUUAUCGAAGAGACGUUAAAGAAGUCUGCAGUUUACUGAAACGUGUCCGCGACCAGUCGAAACGUGAGGCACAGCCUCAGAGUCUCGAAUCUGUCAAUGAGCUUAUCAAACACCAAGAAAUUGCAAUUUCACAGUUGGACCAACAGAGACCACAUAUCAUGUCAAUGUUACAAAAGGGUAAAGAGUUAGUUAAGGACACGAAUGCGCCCUCUUUUGUACAGGAAGAAGUAAAAGGGCUUGAAAGUGGAUGGACGGAAACGUACGAUGAGACAGUUGAGAGAUAUCACAAAUUGCUCGGGACGCAGCACUUGUGGCUCAAUUACUCGGAACAAAAACAAGAGAUUUUAGAUCUUUUGCACAGAGCUGAGCAAGAGUUGAAGAGGAUUUCUCCGAGUCAAUACAACUCGAGUAAUCUUCCGGCCGAAUUGUUGGCCAAGCAAGAAAUGGCAGUACGUUUGAGGGAAGCCACCGAAGAGAUGUUACGCCGGUUGAGAGACCUUUCGCGAAAUCUUGGUAUACAAGAUCAAAAGAUUGAGAAAGAAGUGACAGAAAUUGAGCAACGACUCAACACCACUCUGGAAAAUGUUCAAGAAAAAGUCGUUUUCUUAGAACAAUACAACACGAAAUGGUCCGAUUUCCAAAACAAACUUGGAGAGUUGCAAAACUGGUCGGUACAAAAUGCCCCUCAGUUGUUGUCAGCUGUACAAGAAGACAAUCUUCCACCGGAGGAACGAGUCACAAAAACGACUCUUCUUCAGUCGGAGCUCUGCCACAAGAUAAAUCUUUUAGACCAAUUGAAUGCCGAAGCUUCAAACUUGAUGAUUGGGGACAAUCCCGAUGUGAAAAAACUCCAAGCUCAAGUAGUCGAAUUGCAAGAACGCGUUGUCACGAUUAACCGAAACGUCGAAAGUCAAGCCGCUUCAAUUAACAAAGAUUUGAAAAACUGGCAAGUGUACCAGGCUAGCAUCCAGGAUAUUAAACCAUGGAUCGAAAAAUCCGAACAUCGGAUCCAGGUGGGAGCCCCAAAACCGGCAAGUCUUGAAGAAGCAUUAAUUCUUCAAAGAGAGAACAAUAAUUUUACCAAAGAAUGUGAUUUGCAGUUUGGUAAAAUUCAAAACGUCGCUGGUUUGAGCCAACAAAUCACGUCGAAAACAAACGCACCGGAUGAAAUCGACUCGAUUCACUCUCGGUGGACUAUAAUCAAUGAGACCACACACCAGUGGGGACAAAAACUCGAAAAAUUAGUCCUCACAUGGGAUGAUUUUGACAAAAAUUCGAAAAAUUUAGAGAAAUGGAUUGAAAAAAGUGAGAAAACUUUGAAUGAGCGAUCGAUAAAUCUUAACACGCCACAUGUCGAGAAGUUGGAAAAGGAGUUGGCAAAGUUGAAGGCGUUUAAUAAUGAGAUUUCCGAACAGCAAGCUAAAGUGAUAGCUUUGACACAAAGUGCAGACUCGAUUAGUCAUCAUGUGAAUCCUGAAGGUGCCACUUUAGUGAAAGGAAAAGUGCAAGAGCUUAAAACUCAAGUGGGACAAUUGGCCGAAGCAGUGAGAGCCAAAAUAAAUCAAGUUUCAGAUGCGAUUUUAAAUAAACAUGACUUCCAAACGAAAAUGAUUGAUUUUUCAAAUUGGGUCGACCAAUUGAAGAGUCACGUGGGAGAAAUUGAUCAAAUCCCGGCUGAUAAAGUGGAAAGCGCACUUAUCAACGUCCAUGAUUUGAUGCAACAACAUUCGGAAAAACAACCGGUAUUUAACAGCAUAUACGACGAAAUCAAGGAAAUCACCCUAAAAGCGUCGCCAGAUGAGGCACAGGGUCUCAACCACGAAUACAGCACUUUAGUCGAAAGUUACCAAGAAGUUGACGAUAAAUUAAAAAAUAAGAAACUUGCUUUGGAAAAAUGGGGCGAUUUGAUCAACUGGCAUGGCGAAACCAUUAACCAAUUGUCUCAUAUUAAGUACCAAAUAGACAGUGGAAAAGUUCCACCUGAAAAUCUUCAAAAACUUCUUCAAGAAAGCGAGGAAAUUAUUUCCAAGAUUACAACUUGGAAGAAAGUAGCUCCAGAUAUUGACAAUAUGGAUGUGAUUAUUUUGGAUCGGCAGACCGGUUUGCCCAGAAGUGCUGACCAUAUGGUCCGAGAAGUAGAAAUUCGGGCUACUAAUAUUAAACAACAGUUGGCCGAUAAGUUGGAUAAUGUAGAAAAAGUUAAAGCGCAUUGGAGACAAUUUGAGGAACUUCAAACUCGUGUCAAAGACAGUCUUGGGCAGACUGAAGCAAAACUGGGCGAAAUUUUGAGAAGUGUCAAGACUUCACACGAUUUACCUCUAGUAGUAGACCAGUUGAAUCAACUACUCGAAGUUCAGAUUGAAAAGUCGCCAAUUAAGGAAGAGUUGCGCAAGGAAGCCCUACAAUUGAUGAAAGAGGACAUUCAGAACGUUUCAGUGAUUCAAAGUGUUAUUUCCGAGAUUGAGACCAGUUGGAAUCGUGUUAAUGAGGAUAUCAAAGAACAGAAAUUAAAAUUAUCUGACACUAUUUUUGCUUGGACUGACUUCAAAGAGGCCAAAGAGCGAGUAAUUAAAGAUAUCGAGCGAAUCGAGCAAACCGUUGAAGGUCUGGAAGUACCAAACGACUUAAUGCAAGCCAACUUGAAUAGUGAAAAAGCUCGCAAAGCUCUCGAUUCGUUAAAAAAGUCCAAAAUAAAUCUCGAUAGAGUUGACCUUAAAGGCCAAGCGAUUGUUAAAAAAGCUGAUUUACUUCCAGGAACGGAAUCUGAAGUUCGGAGCGAAGUGCAAGAAGUCCACCAGAUCUGGUCACGCGUUUACGAAAAAUUGAUGAAAAUCAACCAAACGACUGAAUCUCAAGCGACCAUUUGGAAACAUAUUGAGGACACGAAGAAUAGCCUUCUCCAGUGGUUGGGUGAGCAGAAUAUGAUUUUGGCAUUGGCUGUUGAAAAACCGAACGAAGUUGAGGCUGCAAAAGCCAAACUUGCGCGAUAUCGAGAGGAGUUGCCAGCCCAGCAGAGACUAAGUCAAAGUGUUCCAACUAAAUAUGCGCAACUCGUCAAACUUACCGAUGGUAGAGAUAUUCCAACUCUUCAGUCUUUGAUGCAGUUAUUGGAAGAUCAGUUUAGAGAUGUGGAAGCAAACGCUCAAAAACUCGAAUUGGUUGCUUCCAAAUACGGAGAUAAGGAAAGCCAGAUUAGGGAGAAUAUAAAGAGUGUUGGAGCAACAGUUACAAAUUUGAGAGAAGGAAUUAUUAAAUGUGAAGAUUUAACAGGUGACAAUGAAAAGAUAUUGGACCGGCUUUUGACGGUACGAAAAUUGAAGAGCCAAGUUUUGGCUUCUGAGCCUGAUAUUAAGAAAAUCGAUGGGAAGAUUGCACAAAUGAAAGCGACUUAUCCGAGUUUCAGCGAGAGUAAUUUGCCAAAAGAGCAACAAUUGUUGAGAAAGAGAUUUGAGAGUGUCAUUGUCCAUGGGAGUAAAAUUGAAAACAGUCUUAUGAGUUUCCUGAAGAAGUUUCAUAAUGAGAAAUACGGGGCGUUACAGAGGAUUAUAGCAACACACAAAGAAAAGAUUCAGUGGUGUCUCCCUGAACCUGCAAGUGAUAAAUACAAUUUAGAAGUCAAAUUGAAGUCAUUGGUACCGAUCCAAAACGCUUUGGAAGAUUGUGAAGCGAGGAGAAAGGAAUUGGAAGAGUCUUUGACAUUAUUAGAGAAAGUCGAGUCUCCUGAAACUAUAAAAUUACUCACAGCUGAAAAGGACCACUUAUUUUUGGACUUAGAUGACCUUAAAGAGAGUUACAAUAAGACUAAAACUUUGCUUGAACGAAACAUAAUUUUGCACGAACAGUACGAAAAGUUGAGUGACUCACUCUCGAAUUGGUUGAAAGAAAUUGAAAAUAGAGUCAAAACAGAAAGUACUACUCAAAUCGACUUGAAUACAGUCGAUGCCAAAAUUGGUGAAAUUGAAAACCUGAAAUCUGAAGUGCUUAGAUAUGAGAGUGAGAUUGGAAAAUUGAUACCACUGAGCGAGCAAUUAGUUAAAGAAGUGCCCGAAUCUCGUGUGGGACAAUACGCCCACCAUUUGACAACUCGAUAUCAAACUGUUUCCAAAUUCCUUACCAAUUACCUUGACAAAUUAAAUGAGUUAAACCGAUACAAAGAUUUGUACAGAAAGAGUAUUCAAGAUGUCGAAAAUUGGUUGGUCCAAGCCGAAGAGAAAGUCAAAACAUUUUCAGAUUUUACAACACGUCCAAACCAAGCCACGCUUCAAGAAUUGAAGAGUUUUGCAAACGAAAAAGAACUCGGUCAAGUCUUACUUGCCAAAGCUGUGGAACACGGAGAGGCACUUUUUUCAGGUAUCACUCCUGAAAAUAGAGAUGCUAUUCGGGUCGAACUGAGGAAUUUGAGAGACAAGUCCGAAGGACUGAUCGAUAAAGUCAAUAAUAUUUACAAGCAAGUUGAGGGAAUUUUAAUACAGAGGCACUCAUUUGACGACAAUCUCCAACAAGUAAGGAUCUGGAUCGAAGAUGCUGAAACUAAAUUAGGGCCUGAAAUGAAAUUGGAUGCUACUUUAGCCGAAAAGAAGCAAACUUUGCACAACUAUAAGACACUAGCUCAGGAUGUUAAUCUUCAUAAAAAAAUUUUGAAGCAACUGCAAGAAAAAAUCGGUCAGUUAGCAGACGCCGAUGCCGAGAACAGUCUUGAAGAGAAUUUAGAUAAGUACAAUCGUCUUGCUGAAGAAGUCAACAGCAGAAUUGGGCUGGUAGAAGACUUCGUUGCCAAUCACGAAGCUUACAAUCAAGCGAUUGAAAAAUGCCACGAUUGGUUGAGUGCGUUGACAUCUGAAGCUGCUCUUUUAGUAGAUGAGUCUUCGACUGAAUCCCCUGAAGCUAAAUUAGCAAUGGUUGAGAAUCUACUAGCCCAGAAGCCUGAAGGUGAUAAGAUAAUCGAGUCGUGCAAGCAACAAUUGGAGGUUGUUUUGAAACAAACUUCAACCCCCGGUCAUCCCCAUUUAAUUCAUUGUUUUGAAGAACAAGAAAAGUCGUGGAAACACUUCUUAGAAUUGUGUUCUGACGCUCAAGAGAAAUUACAAAGUAUUCAUUCCAAGUACGCUGAAGUCGAAAAAUUGAUUCAAAAUCUUGAUAGUUGGUUGAAACAAAAAGAAGGACAAGGUAAAGAUCAAAGUUUGAAGAGCACGGAAGAAACAAAAAGAGGUCACUUAGAGAAGUUAUUAAAUUUAGAAAAGGAGGUUUUAGUGAGGGAGAAAGAUUUCGGUGAGGUGGCCGAACUGGCGAAGAAUUUGGAAGGUGAUGUGAAAGUUUCUCAACUGUUGACUCGCUAUCAGGCUUUGAAAAAUCUUCUCAAGGAAGUGAUUGGAAGAUAUAGAGGUUUUGUCAACGAACAUCAAAGUUUCAAUGAAGAAUAUGCAACUUUCCUUCAUUGGUUAACAGAAAAAGGGGAGGAAUUAUCGGAUUUGAGUCACAUUGUCGGCGAUUUGGAUGUCUUGCAAACACGGCAAAAAGACAUCAAGAAUUUGAUUGAAGCCAGAAAUAUGAAAAGCGAACAAUUUGAGAAUUUGAUAGAUAAUGGGGAAAAAUUGUACGCACAUACUUCACCCGAUGGUAGAGAAAUAAUCAGACAACAAUUACGAAAUUUGAGAACAAUUUGGGAUAGUUUUACUGAUGAUUUACAAAAUGCAACAAAUAAACUGGAUCAGUGUUUGAUUCAAUUUUCUGAUUUUUCCUCCACACAAGAACAACUGACCAAAUGGUUGAAGGAUGUUGAAAAAGCUAUGCAGCAACAUACCGAAUUGAAAACGACUCUUCAAGAAAAAAGAGCACAAUUGCAAAAUCAUAAAAUUAUGCAUCAGGAAAUUAUGUCCCAUCAACAGUUGGUCGAAUCGGUUUGUGACAAAGCACAACAAUUGGUCGAUCAAACCCAAGAUAGGUCUUUAAAUGUUUACCUACAAUCUAUUAAACAACUAUUUUUGAGUAUCGUAAGCAAAUCUGAGGAAUUACUUACUAAUUUGGAGGAUUGUGUUGAGAAACAUAAUCAGUACAGUCAGCAAGUUGCUGCUUUCAAAGACUGGCUGAAUGAACAGGCAGAAAAAUUGCAAGAAUAUAAUGUGGUCAAUGGAGAAAAAUCUGAGCUUUUGAAGAGAAUCUCAAGCGUUAAAAAUCUCAAAGAACGUAACGAGGACGAAGGUUCGAAACUCCUGGAAAGUCUCAAACAAAACUUUAUCAUUGUUGCUAAAAGCACAGCUCCGAAAGGAGUGGAACUGUUGAAGAAAGAACUGGAGGAGCUUUAUGGACUGUUAAGCCAACAUUUGGAGGAUAUGGACGCCAUUGUUGAGAAACAAGAAAACGCCAUUAAGCAAUGGCAACAGUUUGAAAUAGAGUUGGAAACACUCAACCAAUGGUUCAAAAACGCUGAAGUUAAAUUCAGGGACCAGUCACUUCGUGCAACUCUUCAAGAGAAAGAGGACCAACUUAAAACUUGUCUAAAUGAUCGAGAACAAGUCGCUGUUAAGGAAAAAGAAAUAGAUCAUUUUGUCGACAAGAGUCACUCGCUUCUACACAUGAGUGGUGUUCAAAGAAUUAAACCUUUAGUGUUUCAAAUAAGCACUCGUUAUCAAAAUUUGCACGCCUCGACGAAAGAUGUGAUCAACCGUUGGCAAAGUGUAGUCGACGACCAUCAGAAAUAUCAGAAGAAAUUAGAAGAAACCUCAAACUGGUUGAAACAUCUCGAGGAUAAUUUAGCAGUGUUGCAAAAAGGCGAAUUAGCCACAAAUUUGGAAGCUAUUACAAAUCGACUUCAAGUGUUAUUGGGAGAAAAAGAUCAAGGUGACCACAAAAUCAACUCUUUGACACUUUUGGGUGAGAGAAUUCUACCGGAUACUGCAACCCAAGGUCGCGAGAUUAUUCGAAAUGAGUUGAGAGAAAUUCGGGAGCGUUGGGAUCGACUUGCUGAAGGAAUUAAAGAACAACAGAAGUUACAAGAUGCUCAGAGUUUGCAGUUGUCAAGUUAUCAGGAUAUGCUACAGCAGACUUUAGCAUGGUUGGAUACCAUGGAGAAGCAGAUUCAAGUCGAUCCAUCCACAUGGGUGUCCAUCCAAGAAGUUAGGUCCAAACUGCUCAAACACCGGACAAUCCAUCAGGAGAUUGUGUCGCAUAAGAGAAUUAUAGAUGGUGUUACAGAGAAAGCUCAAACUCUUGUACAGUUGACAAACAAUAAAGACAAAACUGCUGAAGUUGAAGAGAGUAUCAAGUCGAUUAAUGAACGGUAUAAAAAAUUGCUGCAAGCCGUGCAAAAUAACCUCAAACAACUCGAAAAUUGUUUGGAGGUUUACCAACAAUUCUACGACUUGCAGAAAGCACACCAAGAUAACCAGAAACAACUGUGGGACAAAUUGAACAGUUAUUCAGAUUUAACUGGCAAUAAGCAGGCUUUGCAAGAACGGCUUGAUAAUGUUAUCGACAUACAAGAACACCUCCCCGAGAGUAGUAUUAAACUGAAAGAAUUGCAAGACCACGUUGAUUCAAAAAUAUCAAUUUUGUCUGGAAGAGCACAAGAAAAUAUGCACCGAGACGUCGCUAAUUUGAAAUUUGAUCAAGAGAAAUUUAUCGCUGCUUUGGUCGAUAUUAAGUCAGGUUUGGAAGGUCGAUUGAAACUCUGGAGUGACUACGAGGAGUCUCUCGAACGACUUUUAUCAUGGUUGGCUGAUGCCGAACUAGCUUUGAAGAACUACACCCUCAAGAACACACUGGAAGAGAAACAAGAGCAGUUGGAAAAAUAUCAGGAUCUAACUAGGUUGGUGGAAUCUCGAGGGAGAGACGUGAAGGAUUUCGUGGUCAUUACUGAUCAUUUAGAACAAGCACUUAUCCUGAAUCUCAGACAAAACGAAUCCGAAUUUGACAAAAUGUCCGAUGAUUCAACCGAACUGCUUCAGAGUAGUGGCGAUAGCCGAAUUUCUGUCAACGUCCAACAAAUUUCUUCACGUUUCCAAUCAGUCCAAGCCACUGCAAAGGAAGUUGUGAAAAAAUGCGAGCAAAAUGUCGCCGACCACAAACUCUACAACGACAAGUACCGCCAGUGUUCCGACUGGAUUGCCGUAGCUCAAGGCCGAUUCGACACCUGCAAGGAAAACAUUAAGAAAGGAGCGCGCAAUAUUCUCACCGAACAAUACAAAAUCCUCGAGGAGUUGCUUUCGCAACAAACCAGUGCUACACUCCUCCUCAACAACACCAUCGAACUAGGAGAGAAACUUUAUCUUAGCACAGGCCCCGAUGGCCGCGAAGUUAUAAGUAACCAACUUCAGGAGUUGCAACAAGCCUUUGAGGCUCUAUUUGACGGGAUUAAUAGCACUGACCGCGAGUUGAAAGCGAAACUGACAAGAUGGACCGGAUUCGAAGAAUGCGCCAAAAACAUCCGCGCUUGGCUGAAGGAAGCCGAUCUGGGACAAGAACUCGAGCUCAAAGCUACCCUCGAUGAGAAAAGAACUCAGCUUCAAAUUUAUCGCACCUUGUUGCAUGACGCUUUGGCGCAUCAACAAGACGUUGUUGAUUUGAGGGACAAAGUUGAGAGUCUUCCUGAACGGAAUGAAAGUAUUGACCAACAGUUGGCCACGAUAAUAGAACAUCAUGAUAAGUUGUUAAAACGAGCGCAGAAUUUUGUAGAACGGUACGAAAGUAUUGUUAAUGACCAUCAAGAAUUUAACAAAGUGGUUACGGACACGAAAGAGUGGACAGCGGCUACGUUAAACACUGUUAAUACUUUGGGCGAUUUGGAUUUAGAAAGAAUUUCAUUACAUUCGAAUCUUGAAAGAUUGAAGAGUUUGAAGAGUAGUCUCUCGGAAGAAGAAAACAGGAUUGAAAACAUCAAGAGUUUAGGAAGUAAAGUUAUUCCGGGAACCAUUGAUUACGGUCAAACCGCAAUAAGGACACAAAUUGAUAAUUUGCAACAAGAAUGGGCCGGUUUGGUCUCGGCAAUAGACCAGACUAUAAUCCAGUUGGAAAGUAAACUUGAACAUUGGUCCGAGUAUGAAAUUCUCAAAGACCAGUGCUUAGUCUGGAUCAGAGAAAUAGACAACAAAUUACACUCUAUUGACUUAAAAGCAACAGCAUCCCAAAAGAAAGCUCAGUUAGAAGUUUUGAAAACUCUCCAGGGUGAGAUUAGAGCAAAAGAAUUUGAGAUUGAUGCAGUGACUGAAAAGGCUCAACAAGUGAACAAAGGUUUGUGUGGCCGCAAUUCACAAAUAUCUGAAUUAGGGGUCAAAUACCAACAAGUUUGUCAUAAAGUGAAAGAUUUGACAGGUCGGUGGCAACAGUUUGUUAACAGUCAUCAAGAUUUCGACUCUAAGAUUAGUUCUUGUGAGCAAUGGUUGGGUGAAAUCAACAAUAAACUUACGUACUGCUCCGAUAUUGGCUCUUCUAAUCAAAAAGAAUUAGAAGCGAAGUUAGAAACAGUUCAAGAGUUGAUUUUAUCGAAGGAAGAAGGUUUUGCCAAGAUACAAAAUUUGGUGGAACUUGCUCAAACCGUUCUCGCGAAUACUUCUCCUAAUGGCCACAAUGCUAUAAAUGAAUCUCUUGCAAAUAUUCAAGAGCUUUGGUCUAAUCUGGCUUCGAGGAUGAUUGAAACUAAAGCUAUAAUAGACGAUGCUUUGACAAAAUGGGCCGGUCUUCUGGAACAAAUCCGCGAUUUUGAUAAAACAGUCGAGUGGAUGGAAGGACAAUUGAAGGAAUUGUCAGUACUCCAAGGAACAGCAGCUGAGAAGAAAACUCAAUUAGAUCAAAUAAAAAAUCUUGAAGAAAAAGUCAGAUGUGAGAAAAUCGAAAUUGAUAAUCUCAAAGCUAUGGCCUCUCAAGUGUUUAGGAGUAAGAAAGCUGCUCAAGUUGAUGCUCAAGAAGUAUUUAAAAGGUUUGAUGAAUGUGCUCAAAAAAUUACCAAACUGUUACAAGAUAGAGAAAAUCAGUAUCGUGACCAUAAAACGUAUAAAGAAUCCUACGAUGAAGUGCAAAGAUGGAUGACUCGAGCUCAGGAGAAAGUGCCCCAAUUGAAGCAAAGACCACUUGGUGACAAAUUAACAAUUGAGAAUUUCUCUGGACCUUUGGACCAUCUUUUGAACAAGCAAGCCCAAGGAGAAGUACUCUUGGAAAAUUUAGAACAUGCAGCUCAAGUAGUGUUGCCUAAUACCAACAGUCAAGGCCAGGAAUUGAUCAAGAAAGAUAUCAAAGCGUUGAGAGAAAGUUUCGAACGACUUUUUAAAGACCUUCAGCAACAACGUGACCAAUUGGAAGUUGUUCUACAGUAUUGGAGGGAUUAUAAGGAUGACUAUGAGCGUAUUUCUGAUUGGUUGCAACAAAUCACAAUUUUGAUCAAGAAUCAAAAAAUUGCACUUUUUGCUACGUUGCCUGAAAAAAUCAAGCAAGUUAACGACGUGAAAGACAUACUUAAAAAACUCGACGAUGGGAAAAUACAAAUUGAUCAACUAAAUGAUUCUGCGAAAAUUUUACUCAAAUCGCCGCUCGAAAUUCAUGUUAAUAAUCAGUUGCAACAGUUGAAUUCUCGAUAUCAAGUCGAACUUAACUUGGCCAAAGAUGUUUUGAAGAAAGUUGAGACGAAUCGUGACCAACAUCAGGAAUACUCGGAUAAUUUGGAGAAGAGUCGAAAAUGGAUCGAUGAGGCGCGUGAGUUGAUUAGAAACUGUUCAGAAGCAGCUUCACACAGCAGCAAAGACGUACUACAAUCACACUUGAACAAAAUCCAAGAGCUAAUCCAAAGACGAGAAGAAGGCCAGAAUUUGAUUCAUGCGACUGUCAAUUGUGGCGAAAAAGUUUUACGGAGUACAAGAUCAGAUGGUCGGGAAGCUAUCAAUAACGAACUUAAAGAAAUUCAAGGUGAUUGGGAUAGAAUCGUUAAGAAAAUGUCCACUGUUAAGGUGCACCUUGAAACGGCUUUGUUACAAUGGGCUGAUUAUGACAGCUCCUACAGUCAGUUGCAACAAUGGAUAACCGAUCGUGAAGCUAAACUCCAACAAGUUUCCGAACAAAAAGUUGUUAAAACGAAGAAAAGUCAAACAGGACUCAGCUCUUUACCGAUCGGUGAAAGAAAAGCGACUCUUCGGGAGACUGGAAGCAUAGUCCAAGAUAUCGUUUCCUUUGAACCCAUGAUCCAGUCAGUAACUUCCAAAGCCGAGGAUUUGAAACAAGCAGCUCCAGCAUCUGAAAUUUCCACAAAAUACGAAACGUUGUCAAAACAUGCAAAAGAACUCUACGAGAAACAGAAAGAAACUGUAGAGCAACAUCAAGCAUUUGUUGAUGCUGACAAUGAUUUUGUCCAAUGGAUUCGUUUGGCAAAAGAAAGACUGAGCAAAUGUUCAGAACCGACCGGGGAUAAAGAGAGCCUCGGAAGCAAAUUAUCACAACUGAAAGCUUUGCAGAAUGAGCUCCCCGAAGGCGAGAAGAAACUAGAAACGGCUUUGGAACAAGGAGAUAAGGCUUGCCAGUACGCCGAUGAGGAAGAUCGCGAGAUAAUUGAAGAGGAGGUUGGGUUGUUGCAAGAGGAGUUUGAUAAUUACGUCGACUCGCUUAACAACGCGAAAAAUUUGUUGGAGAUUGGAAUUGUCAAAUGGACAGAAUAUGAAGAACAGUACCAGGAAGCUCUAGAUUGGUUGGCUCAGACUGAGAACUUAGUACAGUCGUAUAACAAACUACAAGAUAGCUUGGAGGAAAAGCGAGCGGUUUUGGAGCAGUUCCAGUUGCAACUCCAAACACUUUUUGACUGGCAAUCCGAACUUGAUCGUCUCAAUAUGAAAGCUCAAGUUUUGUUGGAAACUUGCGCCGAUACAAGGAUUAGUAAUGCCGUGACGCAACUUUCGACCAAAUAUAACGCAAUUUUGUCACUUGCGAAGGAAGUUAUGCGUCGUUUGGAGUUACACUAUCAAGAACACCAACAACACAGUACUCUUUAUCAAGAGUGCCAAGACUGGAUCGACCGUACCAGAGAUAAACUCCAUACAUGUCAAGAAAUUCCAAAUACGCUUCCCGAAGUUAACAGUAAACUCCAAGCUGUCAAAAACAUUCGCACAUCUUUAGAACAAGGUCAGAAUAAAUUGCGAUACAUUUCUGAACUGAAGGAGCGUGUCAUUAUGAACACGGAGCAGUCUGGUGCUGCCAAAAUUCAAGAAGACACUGAAAAUUUGAAACAAGACAUGGAGAAAUUACUGAAUGAUGUUCAAGAAGCCCGUAAUCGCUUGACAAAUCGGGCAAGCCAACUCGAAGAGAUUGCAAAACUUCACAUGAUGUUGUUAGAUUGGCUCCAAGAUAUCGAACACCAAAUCCAGUCAGAUGACGAGUUUUUGAACGAUUUGAGUGAGAAGAAGGCCAAAUUGGAAAAGUUUAAAGCGGUACAGAAGGAAAUCAAGACGCACACUGACUUAAUCGAGAAACUCAAGGCCAAAUUGGCCGAGGAUACGAAUCUGAAAGCUGACGAGUAUGCAAACUCGUUUAAGAAAUAUGAAGAAUUAAAACAGUCGGUGGACAAGUCUAUUGCCGAUUUGGAAAAACAAGUCGGUGAUCAUGAACAGUACAAAAACUCGUACAAUGUUGCAAUGGAAUUAAUUCGAAAAUCUUGCGUCGAAGCCCAAACUUGUUCCGACUUACAUGAUGAGCUCGACAAAAUUUUGGAAAAAGAAGCUAAGAUCAGUGAAAUCUCAAACUCACUUCCCGAAUGUGACAAUUUAGUUCAUAAGACAAUCGAGUUGAGUAUUUUAGUCAUGAAGACAACCGGCGAGGAAGGCAAAGACACAAUCAAACAAGAAAUCGAACAACUAAACAUGGAUUGGGAAGGCCUUCACCUAAUUUGCAACGAAACGCAAAAGUCCAUCACGAAGUGUAAAGACGCCUGGAAAGAGUUUAAGACCAAUUUUGACAAAAUGAAAAAAUCUAUCGACAACUUCAGGAAACGUGUCGAUGCAGAAAAUGAGAAAGACAAGAAAACACCCGAAGAUUUAGACAGGUGUAAGCAACUCCUCGUUGAGAUUGUUGCAGAGAAGCCGAAUCUUGAGAUCUUGACUGACUGUUGUGAGGCUCUUAUGGAACUGAGUGCAGUCGGGUGGGUUCGGGACAAAACCGUCCAAUUGCAAACCGCCUACACUAAUUUGCUAACAAGCUGUCAAACUCUUGUUUCAAAAAUUGAAAAGAAUCUAUCGGACCACACCGAGUUCCUUAAAGUUCAGAAAGAACUGGAAACUUGGUUGCAUGCAGCACAUAAAAAUGUGCAAGACUGUAUCGGAGUCGGCGAUGAAGACAAUAUCAGGGAAAAAUUGGAAACAAUUAGAGUAAUUUCGGCCAAGACUUCUGAAGGUCAAGUACUGCUAACUAAGCUUCAAGAAGCGUUUUCCAAAGCUAUUAAUACAACACCGGCCGACAAACAGGACAGUCUUCGUGAGGAUAUGACAAGUUUAAGAAACAGUUGGGACCAACUCAGUAUGGAUUUGACUUCGAUUCAAGCACAAUUGAAGGCUGCUUUGGCUCGCUGGGACGAUUAUAAUGAGACAAAGAGGCGUUUGCAGGAUUGGUUGUCUCAGACUGAAAGAAUUUUAAAAGAGAAACCACACACCAAGGGAGAAUUGAGCGAAAUGAAGACACUGUUGGAACGCUACAAGAACCUACAAGCUGAAAUUAAGAACAAACAAGGUGAUUUGAACCGUCUCAAAGACGAAGCUGUCGAAUUAAGCUCUUGGGCUAAGCAACCAAAAGUUUUGGAAGAGGUCAAACAAUUACAAACCUUCUAUGACAAUCUGAGCACGCUGUGUGAUGGACAGAAGGAGAGGAUUGAAGCUGAAAUGUUAGAAUAUAACAACUACCAUCAAAGUCUCCAAGAAACUGAAAAAUGGUUACUUCAGAUAAGCUUCCAAUUGAUGGCUCACAACUCUUUGUAUAUUACCAAUAGAGAACAAACCGAAGAACAGCUCACUCAACACGAAAUUUUAUUGAAGGAAAUCCAAAAUUAUCAAAAAACUUUGGAUGAUGUUAAGGCCAAAGGACAUGGACAAAUCGAACGAUAUGUUAAAGAAGCACCCAUCAUUAAGGACACUAUAGAAAAACAAUUGAGCAACGUCCAGGAUAGUUAUAACUCGUUGUUACAAACCGCCGUUCAGAUUAAAAACCGUUUGGUUGACUCUUUGGCUAAAUUCAAAGAAUAUGAAAACACUUUGGAGAGUAUCAUGAGGAAUUUGGACGAGUACGAACCUAUCGUUAACGAAGAAGUGGAAAAAGAAGCUGAGUCGCUUGAAGAAGCUUUGAGUCAAUUAGAAACAGCCAAGUCAUUACAUAAUAAACUGCAAAACGAGAAAUCUCGGCUCGCUCUUGCUGUCCAAGCUUGUGAAGCUGCCACAGCCUCCAUUAGCCGCCCCAGCAGUCCCCGAGACACUCUCCCACCCCCAGUUCCGAUCAAAGAACUUGAAUGUCGAGCCCGUCUCGAGGACCUUAUCGAUCAGGUGCAGUCUCAUCUCAGCAACUUGACAACUUCAGUUGCCGAGUUUGAAGAGAAGAAAAAGCAUAGAGACGCUCUGAAAGAUUGGAUUGUUAAUCAGAAGAAUGUUGUGGUUGAGUGGAAGAAUCGGCCGACGAAAUUACGAGCAGAUGCUGCCAAGCAAGAGUUGAAUAAUAUGAAUGACUUGAUGGCAGCGAUUGACCAAAGAAGGACUCAAUUAGUGACGGAGUUUGCAAGUCCGGAUAAUGCUUCAUUGGAAAAAAUGUUAGAUGAUUUGGAGAAUGAGUUGUCGGCGGCGAUUGCGGCCAAAAGUGCCAAUCAAGAAAUCCUAGAUGAAUACAGACAAAACGUCCAAGUUAUCAACAACUGGUUUGAUAAUUUGGUCAAGAGGAUUGAUGCUAUUGACCGAGGCUCCGGUCUAAAUUGUCAGCAAAAACAAGUCGCAAUUGAAGAACUUAAGGCCGAAUUUGAGGAUCAAGGACCUAAACGAAUGAACGAAGUUAAAAGGUUUGCAAGCCAAGUCUUGGAAUUUGUCAAUAAUCUUGAUGCCCAGCAAGUCGAAGAGCAAAUGAAAUCGAUUGAGCGCAGAAACAACGAUAUUGGGAAGCGUCUCCAGAGAAAACUCCAAAUCCUUGAGAUGACUCGCAAAGGAAUCGAGGAUACUCGAAGUGAGAUUGAACAAGCCAGAGAUUGGGUCAAAGAGCGCCUCAUUGAAUUACAAAAACCCCCACUUCUUGGAUUUGAGAGUCGCAAGGCUGAAGACAGGCUUAACACACUCAAAGGGUUGCUCAAGGAAGCUGAUAAUAAGUUGAUAUUGAAGGAAACUCUGAUGAAACGGGUGAGUAAUAUGACGAAUGAGUUGGAGCCACCGGAACGGGAACAACUGGAGUCGGCUUUGAAAAGUCUGGGAGUUGAGCAAGAACAAUUAGUUGAGAAGAUAAAAGCUGCGAUUGAACGAGUAAAUGGGGCUGCAAACACUAGACGCAACUUGGAGAGUAAUCUUGAAAAGGCUAAAGCGUGGUUAAAGGCCAAAAACGCCGACAUUCACAAAUUGAGUGGAUAUCUUCCCUUGAAAUCAAGACAAGUCGAGGAGGAAAUUACCCAGCAUAAAACUUACGAAAGUGACAUUAAAACAUUUAGUGAAGGCGACCUUAAUGACUUACUCAAACUUGGCAAUAGUGUCUUGAAAGAGUGCGACGAGAGUGACCGCGAACGACUUCAGGCACUUUUAGACGAAGUCAAGGAUGAGUAUGAGACACUCAAAACCGACUCACAACAAAAAAUAAAUGCAUUGAGUGACUUAUUCCAAGGUCGCAAACAAUUCGAGAGUGACAUUGAUAAGUGUAUUGACUGGUUAAAACAAGCCGAAGUUGCCACUGCUUCCGAUAUCCGGGCCCCAAAUAUUGAAGUUCUUGAAGAACAACUAGCAAAAUAUGAAACUUUGGGCAAUGAAGCGAAACGAGUCCAGGGAGAUAUUGACAAAAUUUUUGAACAAGCGAAAGCCAUCAUUCCUACAAUUAGUGAAUCUGAUAAAAUCUACCUGAAUGAGAUGUUGAAUAAUAUGAGGGAUCGUCACAACCGCAUUUCAGCUUUAAUUCAGGACAGGACUAACGCUUUGAAAGGAAAUAUCCAACAGUUGAGAGACGCGCAAUUCAGAAUCGCCGAAAGUGUACAAUUUGUCAACGAAAUUCAAAACCAACUCAAAGAGUUGAACAAACCCAUCGGAAGUAAAGUGGAAGAUGUUCAGAACGUUUUGUCUAGUUAUGAAAGGAUUUUGGGCGAUCUUAAGGCCAAUAAAGCCCGGCUUGGAGACGUCCCAGUGUCCCACUCGAGUGAGCUACAAUCGGUUUUGGCCACUCAAGACGAUUUAAUCAAAUCGAUUGAAGACCAAAUCGCUCGCUUGCGCCAAUUGUUGCUCCUCCGCGAACAAUUCAUUGCUCUUAUCACCGAAAUUAUGACUUUUAUAACAAAAUACACCGAAAUUGUCCGCGAUAUUGAACGUUCAGGGGGCACGAUCGAAGAGAAGAUCAAAAAAUACGACGAUGUUAUUGUCAAAAUCCAAGAAUGUGAAGCAAUGCUCGCAUCUGCCGCCGAUAAAGGCCAACAAAUCGCCGCCGAUUGCUCGGUUCAAGAUAGAAACAGCAUAACCGAGCAAAUCCAAUCCUUGAAACAAUCUUUGCAAAACUUGAGACGUGCAGUUGAGAAACAACGACAAGAGCAUGAAAAUACAGCCGCUGAGCACCGGAAAUUGGCCGCUGAGCUUGAGGAAAUUCUCGACUGGUUGCAUGCGAACGAAGGGGCUGUCCGAUCUCGUCCGUUGCUCAGUCGAGAUGUGAAAAGUGUGGACAAGGAAUUGGAGAAUCAUGACCGGCUUGCGAAGAUCGUUGGGGAGUAUUUGGACAAGAUCAGGAAGAUUCAAGAGGCGACAAGACACGACGACAGCAUGCCAGGGUCUCUUUUGGAGCAGCUUUCAGAAGGAAACUCCCUUCUUGCGAGUUUGCCUCGCGAAUUGGACGAGCGUGAGAAAUACCUGAAAAGUAACAAACAUCUCCGGGAAGAGUACGCAAAGUUGAAGGAACGUCUGAAUGAUUGGGUUAGAGAAGCCGAAAUUCGGCUCGCGACUCACAAAGAUGGAGUUGAUUUCGAGAAUAUUUUGACCGAUUUGGAGGAACAUAAAAUUUUCUUUAGUACCGAAGGGAAUAUGAAGGAGUUGGUAUCGGUGAAUACGCAACAGGUGGCCGAUAAGAUAUGGCCAAGUUUGACGCCGUACGAGCAGGAGGAGUUGAGUCGGGAGCAGCAGUAUAAUACCCAGCUGUUGAAAAAUACGUUGAAUUCGGCCAAGUCUCAAAGGGCUCAGUUGGAGCAAGAUGCGGAGAUUUGGAAGGAUUAUUGUCAGACCUUGGAUAAAGUCAAGGCGGUGAUUGCGAGGACGAAGUUUACGGACGAGCCGGUAACGACGUUGGCGGGACUGCAUUUUAAUAUUCAGAAGAUAUCUCACGCUUUGAACGAUAUACAGAACCAACAACUGGAACUAGACCUGCUUCUUGAACGCUCCAACGAAAUAAUAAAACAAGCAGACGACCGGAACAGAGUCAAAACGCAAGAACAAACAAGCGAAGUGUCCGACGAGUGGACUUCUUUAAUCUCUAAUUUGGAAAAUCGGAGGGAUACUUUGACCAAAUUGGCGCAAGUUUGGGAGACAUUCGAGGGCCGGUGGCAACAUUUCGAGAGUCUCCUCUCCGGAAUCGAGGAAAGGGUGAAACAUGUGGACAACAUCGUCAGAAGCAAGGAGCAUGUGAUCGCGACUAAUAACAGCAUUUUGGAACUGCAAUCGGAAGCAGAGUCCUUGAAAAAAUUCCGAGACGAGGUGUUCGAAUUGUCCGAAAACGUCCUGAUUUUCUUAAAGGAGUGCUCCCAAACCAGUGCUACAGCCCUUAACGAAAAACUCAAACAGUUGAGAGAGACUUAUCAAAGGCUUCUGGACAGUUUGGACGCGAAAUUGAAGAAGACCGAAGACGAUCUUAGGGAAAUCGUCGAAGCUCUCGACUGUAUCGCUAAAGAGAAGAUCGAAUUGAAUAAAGUUAAACUUGAAGUUGAAAACUUUUACGUUUUUGACGCAAAUCUUGAUCGGACUGAAGGACAAUUGAAGCAACUUCGAAACAAAGUUGAUUCUUGUAUCAGAGGUGCUAAAGAUUUGUCUUCAAGACUCAAAGAUAAGUAUUUGAAGAGUCAGCAGUUGGUUCCAUCGGACGUUGCUCAAGAAUUGAACCAAUUAGAACUUUUGACUGAAGCUCUUGCAAGUGCCAUGGAAGAAAAAGAUCGUGAAUUUAAGAAAGCCAAAACUGUUCGUUCUGAUUAUCUCAACGACGUUGAAGAAGUCCAAAGUUGGAUCAAAGAUGCCGAAUUAAAAGUGCAAGAUCGGUCGAUUGAACCUCAGUUGUUACAACAACAUCUCCAGACUAUACAGUCCGAAAUUGGGGGAAUCACAGAUCGGUUGGAAAAACUCAUCAAGAACGGAAAACUUAUAAUUGAAAAGACAAAAGACGAUGAUGAGAAACAAUUGAUUCAAUCAACAAUAAACAAUUUAACUGAUCAAUUGCAACAGGUGCGAUCGUGGCUUGAAGAAAAACGACAACAAGUUGGGGAAACUCUCGACGCUUGGCAACGUUUCUUGUCUUUGUAUCAAACAGUGAUGACGUGGGUGCAAGAAAAGAGAGUCUUCUUGAAGGAACCUCUUUAUAUAACAACUCUGACUGAAGCCCGUCAAAAGCUCCACGACUAUUCUAACGCCGUGAAGAGUUGUAAGACUGCCAGCAAAAAUCUGAGUGAAAUGGCGAAAGAAUUGGAACAUAUCGGAAACGUAACUAGUGUUGGAGACCUCCCGACGAAGAUGGAGGAAGCUGAAGAAGCCAAAACCGAAGUUGAAGCUUCGAUUUUGGAACGCAAUGCUUUACUCCAGGAAACGUCCGAAGAGUGGGAACAAUGCGAGAAAAAGAUGAAGGACGUCCGCAGUUGGAUCGAGAAAACGACAACCACUUUGGAGUCUCAACAGAAUAAGAAAAAGCCACUGCGCGACCAACAUGCGCUUUGCGAAAAAAUGUUGGCUGAUAUACAAAUUCAAAAAACUAAAAUUUCUCUUUCUGUUGAGAAGCUUCAGCUCCAUUUCCGGUCCGGCGUCGGUGGUGACACUCGUGUGACUCAAUCCGCUCAGGAUCUCCUCAAGGAAUUGGACGAUUUGAAUGGGAAUAUUAAAGAGCAGAGUUCGAGACUCGAAACUGCGAUCGCUCAAGUCGAGCAAUACCAAUUGGAGGUGCAACAACUUCGGCAGCAGAUCGUUCAGGUGGAGCAGCAAUUGAGGGCCGCUAUGGCUCCCACGCAUCUGCCUCACGAUCGUGAUCAAGCUGUUCGAGACCAACAGGCGCGGAAUGAGGCCUACCGGCAAAGGAUCGAUGAUCUCAUCGGCAAGAUCCGACUCGUGGAUCCCUUUUACGUCCAACCCACAUCCCUACUCGGGGUUACGUACGCGGACAUUACCGCCGGACGGUCCAAAUCGCAAGAACGCAGAUCCGAAACACGCGAACUGGAGACGACCGAAACAAAAGCCGUUGAGACUUAUAACGAACCGGUUAUGACCGAGACGAAAACGAAAACGCCGGUUGUAACCGAACCCAAAGCGCCGAGAAGGAGCCGAUCACCAAAGAGGCGCGACAACAAACCCAAACCGGAACCCAAACUGCAACAAGUCAAGGAAACACCUAUCGUUCAAGUAACAGAAGAAAAACAACAAGAAAUACUUAAACCAAUAGAAGAAAAAGCCUUUUUGAAGCCACAACAAACGAGACCAAGGGGCCGAUCACCCAGUCCUAUGUGGGGACCCGGGUCAACGACCUAUGCCGAAAUUUUGCGAGGUCAAUACAAUCAGUCCGAAAUUGAACCAUCUGAAGAAAAGAAACCACUGCCGAAAUCAGAACCUGAACCUGAAUCUGAACCGGAACCAAUCACGGGUCCUCCAGUUCAACCUCAAUACAGUUUUGUCCCUCAACAAAACUGGUCUCACUACCAGUAUCAAAUGCCUACGAAUCAACAUUACUACCCUCCCCAACAGGGUAUUUUCGAUUACAUUCAACCCAUUCCAGACAUGGUCAGUUUUAUAGCUUCUCGACAACAGUUGAUGGGUUCCGGUUUAGGUACUUACUUGUAUCCAGAACAGUACAACCAAACUUAUCAACCUGCUGUGAUCACUCAGUACGAUAGUUAUCAGGCUCCUCAGACUCCGAUGCCUGUCGAAAAUCCUGCCCCAGUUCAAGAAAAAGUUGAGGAAAGUUUACCGAAAACAGAACCGGAGCAAGUAGUGACAGAUUCCGGGAGUCAAUUCUCAUACGCUCAGAUUUUGUCUCAAGGCCUUGCUUUAAAGCCUUUCCAGCCAUCCAGUGUAUCGGCAACGACGAAUCGGCCAAAGUCUCCGAUGCAUGGACGCGAGUCCAAGCAAAUGGACGAAACGAGGUCGACAAUACGCCAAAAAGAAUCGCCUUCUGAUAAAAAGACACAGAAACGAUACGGACGCAUCGAAACUAAAGAAGUUGCAUCAGAUAGUCAUCGUGGAGAGCUCGUCCCUACGAUGAGUGAUGACAAUGCUGAUGAAUCUCCUAAUGUACAAGACUUGAAAUCGUUUAGUGAUGUAGAUGUUAAUGUUCCCCAAAAUACAUAUAAGCGAAAAGACAACGAAAACAAAAAGGAUAAGUCGCAUGUGAAACAAAUUACUGUUGUUAAAACAAUUACAGAAUGUGUCGUCGAUGAUUUCAAACCCAAACAGAAAAUUAUCGAAGAGACUAAAGUUAAAACUGUCACGAAACAGAAAAAUGUUGAUAAUGAGGAAGUGCCGAAGAAGAAAAAAGCUCACAAAAAAUCUGAUACUGUGAUUGAGAUGACUGAUGAAUAUGACGUGCCAACGAAACCAAAGAAAACGAAGUCAACACCGAAGGCUAGUCUUGAAGCAUCACUUUCUAGUGAUAAUGCAGAAAAUGAGACUGUUAGUCAAGAAAAGAAAAAAUCGAAGAAACUAAAGAAAACUAAACCGAAAGUUGCUGAACAGCAAUCAGAAUUGUCAAGUGCAGAGAAAACCGAAGAUGUUUAUGUCACUCCAUUGACAUCUGAAAAACCGCAGAUUUGUAACACAGCAGAAGAGGAAAUUAAAACCAAAACAAAGAAGAAGUCGAAGAAAGAAAAGAAGCCGGAUGUGGAACCUACGGAAAUAGUCGAAGAUAUCACAAGUAAAUCUAAAAAGAAGACAAAGAAAUCUAAAUUAAAAGAUGUUGAUAAUGUAACACUGGAAGAUACUUUUGAUAAAACAGAAAAACUUCUAUUUUCUGAAACUGUAACAGAAGAAGCUACAGAAUGUCUUUCAGAAAAAUUAAUUACAAGUGAAAAGGUAGAAAUUCAAGAGCCCAUUUCUAAACCGAAAAGAAAAUCUAAGAAAUCAAAAGCUCAAGAAGCUCCUGUGGAUGAGGCUGAGAAAAAUGUUAACGAGGUAUUUAUUAAUGCUGAAAAAUCUACUGAAGUGUUGGUUGAGCCCAAAGUUGAACAAGGAGAAACAAUUGUUAAGAAUAAAAAGAAAGUUAAAAAGUCUAAAUUAAAAGAUAAUGAAAAAGAGGAAGCUUCUUUGCUUCCUAACCUACCAGUUCAACAACCAGUUCAAGACACUGCGGAAACAUUUGUUGAAAAAUUUGAUGAACCAAUCACAAUCAAAUCCGAUGAAGCGAGCAAAAUCGUGUUCAUUGAAGAAUCAAAUGUUAAGAAAACUGAAGAAACAAAUAUUAUUGGAACAACAGAGAUCGCAGAGAUUCCUCAAGUUGAAACAGUUUCCAAAAAAAGUAAAAAGAAAUCUAAAAAACCCAAAGAGGAAGCAAUACCAACGACUCAGUGUUCAGAAAUACUGCCUGAAGAGAAAAUUGAUAAAUUAGUUGAUGUUAUCGAUGUACCUAGACUUGAAGAAAUUGUGGAAGUGAAAAUGGCUAAGCCGUCCCCUGAAAAUGUCGUUGAAACAUUUAUUACUAAUGAAAGAACAGUUUUAGCUGAAACACGAACCCAAAAAGAUCUUGAAAUUAUAAAAACUGAGGAAACUGCUAUCAAAAACAAGGAGAAAAAAUCUAAGAAGAAAAAGGGGAAAAAGGAAGAAACAGACGACUCUAAUGACGUGAAAAAAUCAAAGAUAACGGCCACUAUAACCACUGUUACAAGUAUGACUAAAACACCUCUUGUUACUGAAACUAUUAGUUUAUCAAAACCGGCUGUUUCUCCGAGGGAAGUUACGAGUACGGCAACUGAAGAGAACAAAGAAAACAUUGAAACGACUGAAGAAAUAAGAGAAGAAAGUUCUAAGCUGAAUCAGUCAAACACUAAAGCUUCUUCAACUCAAAAAAUUGUGCUAAUAACACAUGAAGAAGUGCGCAUGAAACCAGUAGUUUCUUUGAAAAUGGAAUUUACGGAAACUCCAAUUCACACAACUCAUUUUAUUGAACAAAGGGUGACUGAAACUUCGGAAACUGAUGAAGAAAAAUUGAAAGUUAAAGAGAUUCAAAGUAGCACAACCGAUGACCAGAAACUUGGUCAAAAUUUUGCGGGAAUUGUAUCUGAAGAGCAAAUAAAAUCCGAUUCUGCAAUUGAUUUACUGUCUGAAAGUUGUGCUACUGAAACAGAAUUUUCAGAAGCACUAGAUGUUUCAGAAAUUAAAGACGUUAAAGUUCAAACACCUGAUGGUGUUACACCUUUGGACGAAGAUACUGUUACUUCUGAUGCAUCUUUGACUGUUGUAACAAAUGCAACUGAAACACUAACUACGGAAAAAGUUUUAACUGAAGCUGCUCCUAUUGAAGCAACUACUUUAGCAACUGAAAUACUACCAGUUGAAAUAACAUCGACUGAAAUGCCAAAAAAAGAGGAUUUCUCAGUAGAAAUGGAACAAGUCAUUUUUGGUUCUGUCCAAGAACGACCCAGUCAAAAAGCCGCUAGAAAGAAGAAAGAAAAGAGCAAGUCUGAACUUCACUCACUUGCAACUGAAGAAUUGGAAGCUUCCAAACAUUUUGAAGAUAAAAUGAAGAAAAAGAAGAAGAGGCAAGGAAUACCUUUGGAAUUUUUAUUAGAAUCUCAGCAAACUUCUGAAGUUGGGGACGAUAUCAAGUUAACUUCUGACGUCCAAACGUCACUGACACGACUUGAGUCUGUCGAUUUUGAAGUUAGUAAUAUCGAAGACGUCAUGAAUGUUUUGUCGGGCAAAGGAGAUGUGAAAAUUCCAAGUGAGGUACAACGUGAUAAUUGUGAAAAGGAAACUUUGCCCAUUGAUAAAUCAGAGAAAAAACUUAGCACUAGUAUGGAAGAAAAACCGGUUUAUAAAGGUUUGCCCUUGGAUGAAAGUACGAAUAUCAUCGACAUAUUAGACGAACCAAUUGUUCUUUCAGAUAGUGAAACAGAGGACGUUAAAGAGAAACAUAAGAAAAAAAAGAAGAAAUCUAAAUCUGCAAAAGUUGAAGAACCACAUAUUUUGGAAACUAAAAAUGUUGUGACUGAAGGAAAAACUAGUAUUGACAAUGUUGAGGAUAAAUCAUCGACGUCUUGGGCAAGUGUUGUAGGCAUGAAAACAGUGGAAACAAAAAUUCAAGAUAAACCUAGUGAAAAAGUUGCUGUUACUGCAAAAAAUGAGCCCGUUGUCAAAGAAAUUAUUGAUAGUAAUGCCGACUCUGAGAAGAAAUCUAAAAAGAAAAGACAUAAGAAGAAGCAAGUUGAAAGCAAGGAACCAUUCGCGGAAUCUCCUGAAGACUUUCAGUUUCUUGCAGAGGAUAAACCUGAAGAACAGAAAGUAGAGGAGGCUCAAGUAGAGCCAGAGCUAGAGAAAGUUCCUAGUGAAGAUGUGCCAAAAUCAAAAAAGAAGAAGAAUAAAAAACAUAAGCAAAAACAAGAUGAUGUUGAUAAGGGUCCAACUGAAGAGAUUGUUUCAGAACGAAAAGAUGAGAAGAAUAAUAUUGAACCACCUGAACCUGUUGAAAUUGAAAGUGUUGUGCAUACAACAGAAGAGAAAAAUAUAGAGGAGUCUCAUCCUAUUGUUGAAGAGCCUUCUCAACUUAAGAAAGAUAAAAAGAAGAAACGCAAGGAGAAGGUUUCGAUAAAAGAACCAGAAGUGGCUGAAGAUGACAAACCUAAACGGAAGGUCAGCAAAAAAGAGAAAUCUGUGUCAUUUGAGGAAACACCGCAAAUUAUCAGUUUCCAAGAAGAAAUACCAGUUGAUGAAACUUUGGAUGCAGCUUCUGAAAUUGCUAAGUUGGAUAAUAGCUCCGAAAUUGUUGCGACUGAAGAAUUUAUUUUUGUACCAAUUGCUACAGCUGGCAAACUUGUUGAUAUUACAUCAUCAGAUAAAUUAAUUGAGGAGGAAAAGAAAGCAGGAGAACUAUUAGUAAAUGUUGAAGAACCGAAGGAAGUUAAAAAGGAGUACAAGGGCCUACCAGUUGAUAAAACAACAGAUCUUUGGCUAGAUAUGUUAGAUGAUACUACAAUUACGUUAGAUGAUGAGGAGGAAAAGAAAUUUAUCGGAGAAUCGGUGGAAAUAACUGAAGGAGUUAAGAUUAUCGAAGAACCAACCAAAUCAUCAGACAAUUCGGAAGAAAAACCACUGCCAACGACGGAAAAGUCAACGAAAAUUUCGGAAAAACCAGCAAAAGAAUCAGAUAAGCCUGCUUAUAAAGGAUUACCGUUAGAUAAAAGCAGCGAACUUUGGAUCGAUAUUCUUGAUGAACCUAUGGUGCUUUCCGAUGAAGAGGAAAAAUCUCCGAUAGAGGUGCUAACUAAACAGUCCGACGAAAAAGAUAAGUCAAGCCAUCAAGAAACAUUACAUUUUAUCCAACAAGAAAAAUCGGCUGUCACUAUUGAAACAGAGCAAAAACCUGAAGAAAAAGUAGCAUAUAAAGGUUUGCCAAUUGACGCUACUACAGACCUAUGGAUCGACGUUUUGGAUGAACCAAUGCAGUUUUCAGAUGAAGAACCAGAAAAUAUUGAAGAAAAGUCAGUUGAACCUCAUGAUUUCAUUGUGGAAUUUAUAGAAAAUGAGAAAUCUGAUGAAACUGCAUUGGCUAAAACUAUUGAGGAAACAAAGGACAGUAAUGAUAUUAAACUGCCAGAAGUACCAUCCGAUGAAAUACAAGUGCGAAAACCUGCAGCUAUCAAACUAUUAUCAGAUUUGCCACUUGAUAAAGCUUCCGAAAUAAUUCACAAAUUAGAAGAUGAAUUAUGUGAAACUGAACGAACUGUAAAAGAAAUAUCUCCAAUUUCGGAACCAGAUUUAAUCAAAUAUGAUUUUACUGAUGGGCAAUCUUCUACAAUUAAGGAACUUCCACAAAGUGAACAACCGGAAAAAAGCUUUUUGUGUGCGUUGAUGGACGAGACUUUUGCUCGAUAUGACAUUUGGGGUAUGAUGAGAGCAGAAACUGAAUACCAUAUAAAUGCUCAAAAAGCCAAGCCCGUAGUAGAAGAAGUCAAAGAUGAAAAAAAUGAAGAAGUGAACGAAGAAGAGCUCAGCUUAGAUAACGUUGAAGAAGUGAAGGAAGAAAGUACAAAAUCUCUUGAGUAUUUCUACAGUGAGUUUCAUAAUUAUAACAUACUGAACUUAUUAAACGCGGAAAUUGCAUGGUACCAAGAAAAAGCACAGGUGGUGGACAAAACAGUAGAGGACCCUGUUGUAGAGAAACAAGACGAUAUUGUGUCGAAUGAGAUACCUCUUUUAGUGGAACCAACAGAAAUUAAAAGUGAACAAGUUACAGAUCUUGACGAACCUGUGACAGAUCUUGAUGAUCCAGCACUUGAUUUGCCAAAAGUUUCUGAUGAAAAAGUUGCAAAAGACGUGAUAACUACAGACUUAGAUGAGCCUUAUGAGGCACAAAAAUUGAUAACAAUAGCUCACAAAGAAAUUAAACCAGAAGAAGUUCCUGUAGUUUCCGAGGAACCACAAAUAGGUUUAGUAGAGGUGAAAUCAAAAGAUGAAAAUAAGAGUGAGCCCCAAGUUAAAUAUAAAGAAAAGAAGGAAGAAAAACCGGAAGCACCAAAAACUGAGGAGAUAGUAACAGUUUCAGCAAAACAGAUUGAACCCCCUUAUCAAAUUCCGGAUGAAAUACCGGAAGUUUCUCUUUUAUCACUAGCCGAAGCUGAAGAAUUAAUAAUACCGACUAGAGAAAGCAUGAGACCUUCACAAUUUGAAGCUAUCUUAGCGAAAGCAACAGAAUUUGUUCCAAAACUUGAACAGUCUCGUCUUAACCCAAAUGCUGCUGAAUUUAUACCUGGAGGUGAACAAAGAACACAUUAUGUCGAUGUAACAUCAGAGUGUAAAGAGCAAGAUUCUAAGUUCGACGAGAGUUCGACACAAAUCUGGCGUUACGGUGAAAGAAUCUACAAUGAUAUCGUCGACAGUCAACAUGAUUCAGGAUUUUCAACUUCUGAACCACAGAGUAGUGUUUGGGCUGAAGAGGUUGCUCCUUCGCAAAAUAUUGAAAAUCUUUUACCUAAAGAACUUGUCAGUGAAGUGAAUGAACUUGAUGAAGCUACAAAAUCGAAGAAAACGCCAAGGAAACGUAAAGGAAAAUCACCAAAACCUCCAGUAAAAGAAGAACAACCAUCGGUAGAAGAAGAAUCAACGGUUACUACACCAGUCAACGUUUGGGAUAAUUUGAUGAAAGGUGAUAAAACAUACGCAGAAGUAGUUGCCACUAAAAUGACCUCGUCAGAAUCUGAGGACAAUGAUACUGGCAAAGAACCAUUGCAAAUUAAAGAAUUGUCACCAAGACCACCAGUUGAGAUUAGAGUUAUUGAACCAAAAGUAACUAAAGUUGACUACGAGACAGAUGAAGAUGGUUUUAAGGAGUUUGUAUCUAAAAGAUCGAGGUCGCGUUCUCGUUCGAAACAAAGAGAAGUUGAGGAGCAACCUAAGGAUAUCGCUCAAGAAGAAAGCUCAGAAGAGAAGAAAUCUAGACGAAAAUCUAGAAGACGUCAUAGAUCACCAAAGGAGGAGCUUCUAGAAACGGAAAUAGUGGAAACAGUUUCAGUAAGUGAAACACCGGAGGAAGGUACGGCCGAUGAAGAAAAACCAGUUGAUGUAAGUAAGAAAGCUAAAAAGAAGAAGAAAAAGUCAAAACCUGCUCAGGAAGAGGUACAUGAAGAAAAGGAACCGGAAAUUAAAUCCGAUGAAAAAUCUGGGGAAUUCAUAAAUAGGGUAACUGAUACAGAAAUAGUUCAGGUUGAGAAAGAACCGGAAAUAAAACUUACUGCGCAGUCUGAUGAAGUUAAAGAGGAGGAAGUAGUUGAAGUUGAAAAAGUUUCUGAUAUUUCUGAUGAAAGUCUACUCUUAAAAACAUAUGCUGAUGUUGUCACUGGACGUAGUCGAGAACCAUCUCCGUGUGUUCUUACAAGAGAAAGAUUGCAAGAAAAAUCUGAAGCAAUGAAUUUAAUCGAACAAUCUAAAUCUGAAGAAAAGGGUCAAUCUAUGGAAACACUUGUAAAGCCUGAAGAAGAAACAACUAAAAAAUCGAAGAGAAAAUCAAGGAAGAGGGAGAAGUCGCCUAAAAUGACCGAAUCUUCUGAAAGUUUCGUAACUGUUUCAUCGGACCCUAAUGAAGUCAGUAUUCCUGCCGAAGGUCAACAAAAAACCUACGCUACUAUUGCUGCUUUACCACGAAGCCGAGAACCUUCCCCAAUUUCUGUAGCAUCCGAAACACCGAAGCAGAAGCCUUUAGAAAUUCACAUCCAAGUGGUUGGAGAACCUGAACAUAUACCAGAACCACCUGUUGUUGACGAUGAAGGAUUUAUGAUGUUGUCGACAAAAAAAGAACGCCGGUCGAGAUCGAAAUCGCGUUCAAGAUCCCACCAAGAGGGACCAAAAAUUGACAGUCAUGAUUUCCUCGAAAAUGAACGACAACAUGAAGCUAAGAUGAAGAGUUGGGCUUCAAUUGUCAGUAACAAUAAAGUAGAAAUUGAAGAAGUUGAACCUUCGGUUGAAUAUGGCAAACUAGACGAUGUCAAAAUUGAAACUAAACCGUCAAAAACUAAGAAAAAGAAGGAUGAAAAACCUGGACGUUUAGGAGGUUUGAUCUCAUCAGUAAAAAGUGUGUUUUCCGCAACAAAAAAUAAACUUGAAGAACAGCCGGAAAAAACUGAAGAAAUUGGAGAACACAAAAAGAAGAAGAAGCACAAGAAAGGAAAAGGUAAAAGUGUUCCUGAGGAAAGCAAACCAGAAGAACAACCGGUGGUUGAACCUGAUAAAUUUACAAUUUUGGAUAAAGAAGAAUGUGUAAAGUUGGACAGUCCGAUAGAAGAAAGUGAUGUGAAAAGUUCUGCUGUUGAGGAUCUUGAAGAAGAAAAUUCGUUUGAAACAAUUGAAGUACAGGAAGUUAAGGAAAAAAUAGAAGUAGGAGAUAAGGGGAAAAUGGUGGACGUGGCUGAUGAAAAUCUUGAAAUAUCACCUAAAAUCGAGGAUAUUAAAAAGCUAAAUAUUAGCAAUUUUGAAAUUUCAAUUAAAUCUGAUGAUAUUAAACAACCAGAUAUCAGCACUGAUAAUAUUGUUGUUGUUGAAUCUGAACCUGAAUUUUUAGUUGUUAAGAAAGUUUCAGGUCCUGAAACUAUUUUAAUUUGUCCCAAAACUCAAGAAAAAGGUUUAGACGAAACGGUUUCUAAAGAUCUUAUUUCCGAACCUACUCAAGAUUUGGCAGAAAAAACGCCAGAAAUUGCGGAAAUCCUUUCUGAAAGGACUUCAGAGCCAUUAGAAAAACAAGUUAUCACAGAAUUUAUCCAACGCGAGCAAACUUUCAGUGUCGAAGAACUGAAACAGCCUGAAAUACCAGUUGAAAAACGCGGCAGUUUCCUUAAUACUUUAAUAUCAAAAAUGACCAGUCCCAAAUCUGAAGAAAAGAAAAAGAAGAAAGAGAAGAAAGAAGAGAUGGUUGGGUCUAAACCUGAACUUGACGAAAAAAGCAAGAAAAAACGAAAAGACAAGAAAAAAGAAAAAACUGAAUCCAAGGACAAUAUAUCUGUUGAUAUUAAAUCGCUUGAUAUUAAAAAUGAUAUUGAAGCAACAGACUCAACGUUUGAUAUUGCGGUGAAAGAAGUAGAAAGUGAUAAAAAAGAAAAACUCAUUGAACUUUCUCCCAGUGAAGAAAUAAAGAUGAUCCGCGACGAAGAAGCGAAGAGUAAGAAAAAGGAUAAGAAACCAAAACAACAAAAAUCGACCGAUUCUGAACACUCUCCAGACACCGACAAGCAAAGCAUGUUUGGUACAAUUUGCGUGAAAAUAUCGGAAGUAUUUUCACAUAAAAAAUCCGACGAUUUAAUUUUGACCCCCGAAGAAAUGCUAGCGAUAAAUUUGAAUCUUGAUGGUCCUUUCUGGCUAGACAAAACCUUCUACGAUGAAGCUGAAGAAAAUUACCAAUUAUCAUUAGCAAAGAAAGUCGUGCAAGCUGAAGAUAUUGUUAAAGAGAAUUACGACGAAUCACCAGAUAAAGACGGUGAUUCUGACAGUUCCAGCGGCCGAGGGUCACCGCGACCCUCGCAACAAAACGGCAUAAACGGCAAUAUUCCGACGAGUGAAUACAUGAUGUAUUUUUUACCGGGGGGUGUCGGUGGUUGGAAAGACCGUAGCACGUAUUUAGCGCCCGAAACCGCGAAAAUCAAAACGGCUGAUGACCAUUUGCGCGCCGCGAAACACUUGUCCGAAAGUAUCGCGGAAGAUGUAAUCGCGGAAUCCUCCCACAAUCCUUCUCUAGGGCCUCCAAUGCAGCCAUCGAUAACGCCAGAGGACAAUGCCCAGCCACCAGGAGGUGACAACCAACUCAAGAAGGACCUUACCGAGGAUGUUGCCAAAUUGCAAAAGUUGCUUCAGACCACCGAAAUCUCCAUCGAGUAUUUACCGCGAGAAGGGUUCGACCAGAUGAUACAGGCUUUAGAAGAAAUAACGAGCGAGUUGAAGAAACAUGCUGCCCAAGCUAUAAGUCUCGAAGGCCAAGUCCUCGAGUUAAAAUCCGACCACGAGACGCAAGCACUAGCCUUGCAUCUUGCAGGAAUCAGGACCAGAAUUGCAACGUUGUUAUCACAAGCGGAACGCGGCAGGAUUGCAGUGACGAAUGCGAGAGAGUCGCAUGCGAAGAAGCAGGAAGAGUUGGCCAAUUACCAAUUAUUAUUGACUGAAAUCGAACAGUGGUUGAGGAAUACGAAAACAGUUAUUGAAGGUGUUGCUGAAGCAGAUACUGAAAGUCAGAUUGAAACGUCAAUAGAGGAUCUAAAUCGGCUCAGUCAGGAAUUGGACGAAAAAGAGAAAAAAUUAGAAGAUCUGUCACGUGUUUGUGAGGAAUUUAAAAAGUAUCCCGAUUUGAAACAGUUGGCUGAGACUUUAGUCGAACAGUUGAGGACGUUGACGCUUGUCUUUGCCGACCAAAGAAUCGUCAUUCGGACCAAAAUAGAAACAUUACGUAUUCACCUGGUCGGAUUAAAAGAAACGCCUGAUUUAUCACUUGAGAAUACUCUUGAUUCGACGUCUAUGCCAGUUGAGGAAAGUCCAGUGGUUGGGGUGCAUAUAGAGACACAAACAGGGCGAAGUCUUGCAUCACCACAACAACGUGAUUUUACGGUUACGUAUAACGAACCAGUGGACGUGCAAAUUCAGACACAAUUAUCCGAAAGUCGGUCAGAAACUGAGCCUAAUCCAGUCAAGGAAACUAUAACUAUUUCUAAAACAUUUGCCGAUGGUGAAGAGACUAUACAAAUAGCGACUAAACCAAUGGCGGAGUCACAACCGAUAGUUGAAGAGCCUGACGAUCUCCUCGUUGAGGCCAACUACCGGAAACAGACCCUAAAUGAGGGGAAAUCAACCGAGUUGAGUAUCACUAACGCCAAACCAAAUCAACCGUUCGAAACCGUUUUUGUCGAACCUGAUGAGACUACAACUGAAGUCAUCGUAGAUGCCGACGGCACAAAACGAAUCAUUGUCAAAAAGUUACACAGAACGGUUGUGAGACACCAACAAACCGUUCAACAGAAACAAUUGACAAGUACUAGUACUCUCACGGAGAACAACCAACCUGUCAGUCAGUCGUUCUCUCAAGUUAUGCUGAAAGAACAACAAAGUAGUACCACUUUGGCUCGUGGUGAUGGCAGCCGACAAACUGUCACUAGUAAACAAUACGGCGGAAAGAUAAUUUCGGGCGUUCCUGGUGGUGAUGUUGACGUCCAAGAGUUUGAAACCGAACCGGAGACUGAAUAUCACGUAGUCGAAGCCGACAAACCGUCAGAAGUUGAAAUUGAAGGAAUCAAACUACAUGAGGGUGACGUGACUUUCGUGGAUCAAGAAAAUAAGUUGGUACCACCGUUUGGUGAAAUACACACGUCGAGUUCGAGUGUCCGUGCUGUCGUUCAGCAAGUUACUCGACGAGUGAUACGAAAGACUCGUCGAAUAAUUCGAAGGAUUGUCAUUGUUGAUGGUAAAGAACAAGUGAUUGAGGAAGUAGUAGAAGAGCCGGAAGAAGUGGAAGUGACUGAAGAAGGUAUUCCGAGGGUUAGUAUCAAUGUGACCCGAACUGAAGAUGGAAAAGUCGUGCAAGAAGAACAGUUUGGUGAACCGAUUGUCAUUGUCGAAGAACCGGGAAGUGAUGUUACUCAGACUGUCACUGUUGCGGAAUUUGAAGGGAAACCGGAAGCCGUGACUGACGUGACACAAGAAGCUGAGAGGUAUGUCGUAGAACAAACUGCACGCCUGACGCCUGAGACAAGUGCUAGUAAAGAUUUCCUAGAGAACGAAAGACUUGCACUUAGUAGUAAUGUUGAAGCAGCACCUAGAGUUGACGAUGCACCUGGAGACAAGUCUAGUCCGAUUGAUGCUGUUGUUGUUGAAACAGUAACCGAGAAGAUGGCGGAGGAAGUCCCGACGCCUGAAAAAUUAGAAAUUCUUCCACCUCAGACUGCGAUUGUUGACGUUCUUAAGGAAACUGUCUUUGAAAAACCUUUGACGAAACCAGACGAAAUGCCACCGGAAGUGACCCAGACUCUUAUCCAAACUUCCUCGACGCCUGUAGUUAGUGUUAAGGAAGUUGAAAAAGUGUCAGAUCAACCUGAAAUUGGGGAAUCUUCAACUAGAAUAGAAGUGGUCGAAAAAACUAUCAUACAACCUGAAAAAAUGGACGAGAAAACGGUUCAAGAAAAAAUUGAUUUGAAUCCAAAACCAGUUCAAAUUAAUGGAGAUGUUAAACAAAAAGACAUUAAUACCAUCACUCAAGAUUUCAUCAUGUCAGAACAGUUACACGAACCGGAAAUUAUAGAAGACUCAUCUGAUUCAUCCAAAUCUAAAAAGAAGAAGAAGAAAUUCCCGAAAUCGAAGAAAGUAUCGGGUACACCACGUGUCCAAAGUCCACUCGUCCCAACUGACGAACCCGACAGUAAGGAGUCCCAAAAUGUUGAAAUUGCUUUGUCGUUGAAAGAAGAAACUCCGAUUGUGUCCUGUGAAGAAACGUCAGUUCAGCUAAUAGAGAAACCUCAAGAAGUUGAAAUCGCUUUGUCAUUGGAAGAAAAACAACCUGAUUCAUCGAUUGUUUCCCCUCAAGUAUCUAUGAUUAUGACAGUUGAAGAAAGUAAAAUUAAGGCAAGUCCUGCUGAACUUAUUCAGAAGGAUAUUCAUGUGACUCUUCCUGCGGUGUCCCACACGGCCACAGCUGCGAUAAAAUCCGUCGCUUUGUCUCCAAUGGCGCCCCAAAAUGAGAAAGAAAUCGUCGAACCUGCGAUUACACCUAAACACGAGAGUGAUCACGUCGAGUCGCCUACACCUAGCGAUAUAGAUCACGGUGGAAGGCGAAGUAAAAAGAAAAAGAAACAUAAAGAUGAAACUCCGAGUGAAGAAAUUGAAGAAAAAGAAAUUUCGAUUGCGACUUCUGUCGCUGAAUCGACUGAAAUCCUCGUCCCUGAUGAUUCUUUACCCUCUGAAGAAACUCCGAAACCGACUGAGGAAGUUUUCGAAGCUGUGAUUACCGAAUCUGAUGAAGGUGAUGGUAAAGAUACGGGAUAUGAAGCUGACAAGACGACCGUUGAUGAGAGUUUGGCCGAUGAUGAUAAUCACGAGUUGAAAAAGAAAAAGAAGAAAAAGAGGAAGCAGAAGAUUAAAGUUAAAGAGUCGGAAGAAUCCACUAUACCAAAAUCGGUUGAUGAGUCGUCACCGUUUGGUGAAUCUGUACAAUUUACUGACGAUGAACCGGUCAAAGCUGAAAUCAGAACUGAAGAACCGAAAAAAUCCAAGAAAAAGAAGAAAGGAAAACGUGGCGAGGCUAAAGUUUCUGAAAGCGAGCCUGAAAUCGAGUCCGAAGCUAUACUUUCCGAACAACCAAAAAUUCUCGAAGCACAAAACGAAGAAAUCGCUUCACCUAACGAUUCCUAUCACACUUUAUCAACCCAGUCUGAUUUGGGCACUGUGAAAAUAAUUGAAGAAAGUGUCUUGAGACCUACCAGUGAGUCUCCACAAGAAAUAACCGAAAAGAUUGUCACAACAGUCCCAGUUUUGGAAGCUGUUUUAACACAAGAAUCCUUAGCCCAAACAUCACCCGAACCAGAUACUAAACAAGCCGUUCAAGAAUUUAUCGAAAGAGAACAAAUUUCGGUACAAACAUCACCCGAAGUACCAAAAGAAACCGGCGUUAUCUCAAUACAAACAUCCCCAGAACCGAUACCUGAAGUUGUGAAACCUGAAAUUCAAGAAACUUCCAGUCAAGUCGAAGUUAUAACGUCUGAAACAGUAACUCAGACCGAAACUCCCGAAAAAGUCGAAGUCAUAACUUCCGAAACUUCGAUUCAGACUGCCACACCCGAAAAAAUCGAAGAAGAAGCUCAAACAACGUCACUUGAACCUGCUGAAAUACCUCGAAGCGAGUCUGCGAUGCAAACACAUGUGAUUGAUAGUCAUGAAGAGUCUGCACAAACAUCUGUAGUUGACGUUAUCGAGAGUGGUGUUCAAGCGCAAGCCACUCCUGCAGAUCACUCAAUUCAGACAUCGCCUGAGCCGUCAGCGCCGCCAUUUGAAGAAGUUUUUGCUCAAGAUUUGGCUAAAGAGACAUCAGAGAUUGUUACGCAGACUAGUCCGGUUAUUAUACAAGAUAUAAACGAAUUAACUCCUCCUAGUAGCAUAUCAGAACAAUACGAAGUCCACGUCGAAGCUUCGGUGACGAUGCCAUCAGAAAGCACUGAGAGUGUGAGCGAAAAACCAGAAAUCGAACCCAGCAAAGGGUCAAGUGAGUCGGCUUCCGAUGUAGAUGUGGAAGUCUUUGUCGACGGUGAACCUGUUCGUAAACCUCCACGAAAACGACGUCAUAAGAAAAAAGCUAAAGAUGCAACUCCAGGAAUCGAGAAAGACCUUUUCGCAUCGUUCAAACGACAAGAAGGUGAGGGAACGUUAGAUCCUAAAGAGUUAUACUCGGAAGUUGCUAAAAAACACUCAAGAUCGAGCUCGCCGGUGCAACAAGAAGAAGAAACUGACUCAGCUGUGGUUGUCGGUAAAGUAAUAACUGAUUUGGAUGAGGACAAAGUAAAAAAAUUGAAAAACAAGCCGAAAGAUGACGAACAAAAAACGUUCAAAAUCUCGGUUGAAGUUAAUCCUGAUGAUUUCGAAGUUGUGUCUGAAGAUGUCGUGACGAAACGUCCCGGUGAUGAAGAAUUUGAAGUUACGUCCACUGUGGCGUUUACAAGUGUUGAUGAUUUUAUCGCCAAAGAAAAAGCAGCUGCUGAAGCUUAUCAAAAAACACCUCCAAGUCCAGAUAAAGGCAAAAAGAAGAAAAAGAAGAAAGGAAAAUUGGAAGAAGAGCCUAAACCUACUCAAGUCGAAGAGACUAAACCCAGUGAUGAAACAAAAGAAGAUAAAAAUAAAUUCACUGAAGUAAUCCCACCUACUUCUGUGACUCCUCCAACACCAUCAUCCGAAACAUUUGUCGAACCUACCCAUACUUCCCCAACACAAAUAAAAGAAGUUGAAUCGCUCCAAACAACUCCUUCUCCUCCAAUAAUCGAAUCGAAACAAUUAUCCCCGGAAACAAAAGACCGCAAGUCCAAGUCACCCUCCCCCAAAACGAAACGCAAACCCAAACACGUAUCUUCCGUUACAAUUGAAGAAGUUGAGUCUGCAAUUCCUCCACCAGACUUACCCAUCUCACCCCCAGCAGAUUAUCCCCUUUCACCUGAUUACACUCCCCCGAAACCUGUAUGGCAAAAACGCCAACAAGCUUCGACUUCACUUAUCGAAAGCGAAAGACAACGUAGUCCUGUCACGGCUCAAGACCUAGACAUCAGGUGGUCUCAUACUCAAGCAUUGGAACGUGUCAAGAAUUUGCAAAACGCCCGGAAGACGACACAUUUAAGUGUUGUUCUGUAUUUGGCGACUCUUCAUGAAGUAGUAACCGAGGAAUCGAUUGAACAAAGGAAUUCGAACGUUCAGGAGAAUUUGAAGGCUCUCAAAGAAGCGGUUGAGAAGAGAGAUGUUGAAGAGAUUCAACAGACGAUUAUUACCACUGUUGAAACUAUAACCACAUGGUUAGAAACAAUCGAAUAUCGUAUUUAUGUUAACCGCCAACAAACCGCCGAUGGUCCUUCGAAAGAAAGAGUUCAGGAGUUCAAUGAUUUGAAGGAGGAGAUUGUUAAUAUUGAAAGCAAAGUCGAGGAGUUACAAUCAGUAAUGCGUCAAGCUGAUGAUAUUUAUAAUGAAGAUGACCGAAAUCGUAUGAAGAGUUACAUCGAUUCGCUCCAACAGCAGGUAAAAGUGAUUGAAGAAGUAACCAGUGAAAAUGAACAAUUAGCAGCCGGUGAUUUGAAGAGGUGGGAAGAAUUUAUUAUUGGUGUUAAGGAAUUGACGGAAUUGAUUGGUAAUGUCAGGAAAGAAGUUGACAGUAUGAAAGAAUCAGAUGCGGCGCCUCAAACUAAACUAAACGAACUUGACAAGAUCGAACACGCCAACAGAAGCAACAUGUUGAAAGCAGUCCAAUUAAUAGCAACAGCCAAAGGUCUAAUGCGCGAUUUCCCUACUCGUGAAAUUCCGAAAGAAGUUUACAGCAAUCAUGAAAGUACGAAAAUGAUCGAGCAACAAAUAGUGGUCGAGCGAGAGAAAGCCCUUCAAUUCUUGUCACUUGCUGAUGAGUACGAACAGACUUUGAAAGAAUUCGGACAAAUAAUUGACGUGGCAGAAGCUCUGGUCGAAAGUGCGAUUAAUGUGAGUAAUUUGGAACAUCUGGAAGAUGCUAUGCAGAACCACCGGAAAUUCUUUGUCAAUUUGAGUCACUGUCGGGCGAUUUUGGAAUCCUUAGAGGAGAAUCUCGAUUCCGAGACAAGGAUGCAUCAUUCUGAGCUUCAUAGGAAUUUGUAUGACCGUGCCAAAGUCAUUCUGGACCAAGCAACGGGGCGUUUCCAGCAAAUGUCGCUGGCUGCGUCCCGAUGGACAGUCUUGGAGCAAGGGAUGAGGGAAGAAAUGAGGUGGUUGCAAGUGGCCCAACAAAGAGUUCCAGAUUUGACCGAUGUCACAUCUUCGGAUUAUGACAGAUAUAUCGACUUGUAUCAGGCUCUGUCUUUGGAUAUAGCGCACCACCAAGCUAGAAUAGUCCAUUUGAAUGGUGUUGCUCAGAAAUUACAAGAACUAGUCGUUUGUUCGGGUCUAGAAGAGGCUUAUAUUGAAUCAUUGGAAAUCAUUUUGAAGUUACAAGAUGACGUUCAAGGGAAUUUGAAACGGUUACUAGCGUUCCGCGACAUGUGGACCAGUUACAACAUGUUGAGUGACAAAGUCGACUAUUGGUUGAGAGACGCCGAACAGCAACUCCAAGAGUUGGAAUUACCGACAGGUCCUCGAGGACAUAUGAGACAAUUUUGGGAGUUGAAAGCCCAACACGAAGUGUAUAAUUGCACCCGACAGGAAGCUACGAAUAACCUGGAAAAGGCGUUAGAAGUCGUACCGAUUUCUGAUGAGAUGAUCCAGAGGAAGUUCCAUACGGAAAUGCAAGAUCAGUGGAAUAGAAUGUCAAAACGUAUAAAUGAGUUACAAGACCAAAUUAUUGGAAGUAUUUCAGCACCCGAUGUUCCCAUUAACGAAAAAUUGCUACUCUUGGAGCAAGAACUAAACGACUUGAAGACUGACGUUGACAAUCUUCGGGGUAUCAUCAAAACAGAAGAAGAACUCAAUUUGUACAUCGAGAGGCUUCAAGUAAUGUCAACGCGACUAGAAACAAUCCAGAAUGAGUUGGGCCGACUCGGUUUGUUAUCAGCAACUGAAUCUGAUAAAGUCGGUUCGCUUCUUGGCCUAUCCAAACGUUUAGAAUUGUUGAUUUCCGAAGAACUGGAAGGUGGGGUUUUGCUUAAAGAACGCCUUCAAAACAUUCAAAAGGGCAUAGCAAGGGUCCGUCGCAAACACUCUUCUUUGAACGAAACACUGGACCAGUGCGAAAAAAGCGAAAAACUUGGAAGCGAGGCGGUGGAGAAGGCCGUCAAUGAAUGCUACGAAGUAGGUGAGGAGCUCGUUACGCUAUGGCAAGACUUGAUGGGUCUCCGCCAACUCCUUCAUACUCUCCCAAUGCGUCUCCGGGUGACCGUUUCUCCUGUCAAGAUCGAAAGGGACAUUUCACAGCUACAAGACGACCACACCGUUCUCGAGAAGCGUUGUGGCCAACUUUUGGCGCUGUUGAGGAAUCGCUUGGCUCUGUGGCAGCGGUUCGAGCACCAGCUCGAGUUGGUGCAGCAGAGCGUCCAAGAGGCCGAUUUCAUGAUGGAACUACUGACGGUGCAGGGAACCGUCGAUUACGAGAGAUUGAGGAAAGCGACGGAGCGACUCGAGAGCGUCUCCGUGGACUUGGUGUCACGCGAGACCCUCGUAUCGGAGCUGAAAGCGGCCGCUAAGCCGCUUGCCGACAGCUGCACCCCGGAGGUCUCUGCUCGCGUGGAAGCCGCCGUCGAAGAGGCCGUCACCGCCUAUUCCACCACUUGCACAAACUUGAAAGACCUCUGCACCAAGUAUCAGCACGCAUCCGAGCUAUGGAAGCGGUACCGUGAGGCCAGCGAUCUGGUGAGUGAAUGGGUGGACAACCACAUGGAGUCGGUCGGAGAUUUGGAACCAGAAGAGGCCAUCAAAGCGGUUAAGGUCUGCGAGGAAACUUUAUCAGCACAUACGGAACGUCUCGCCGAACUUAAACAACUCGUUUCGGGGAUAGCGGCCGCUGUAGGAUUGGACGCUAGUGCUUUAUUGGGAGGCGAAGUCGAAGCUUUAGGUAAACGGUUGGAGGAUGUCAGGGAAUCACUCACAGCACUCGCGGACGUUGCUGAAGCUAGAGCUGUUACAAAAGAAGAAACCAAUAAUGAGAUUAAUGGUACUAGAACCUACCUAGACAGUGUACAAAGAUGCGUGGAUAGUAUUCAGCAAAGUCCCGAUACGGACAGUGAAGAGAAAUUGGUCACUUUGAGAGAACAUUUGUUAGCUUUGGGUAAAGCCGAAGGACAGAUUCAGAAAAUUAAAGAUAAGACGUUGGAAAUGACAGAAUCGACGAAAACUGAGACUUCGGUUAUUGAAAUUUUGGAGUUGUGGCAACAGGUGUUCAGAGAAACCUUCCAGCAGUACCACAGGUUGAGUACCAGAUUAAUCAAAAAUGAAGAUGGAGCUGCUGCUCUGAAAUUAUGGCAGGAAUAUUUAUUAAACGUUCAGCAGUUCCUCCAAGGGAGCAUUCCCGGUGAUUAUCAUAGUCUUUCCGAGCACCAACAUCUAUGUCAAGUCCAUCAAAAUCUCCUAACGACUCAACAGAACGUCCUUAGGCCUUUGGAUAAGGAAUCUCAGCUUGGUAGUGGUUUAGUUGAGAGUAGUGUGAUGGAACAGUUCAAUUCUUUAACCAAUUUGCACAACGAAACGCUUGCACGAAUCAUGGACCGGCAUAAAGAGGUCCAGACAAGGCUAAACGCUUGGGACGACUAUAAACAAGACCAAAACAAACUCUUAAGUUGGCUCAAAAACAUUGAAAAAGAUCGCGAGAAGAUGCAACUUAAGUAUAUACAUAUUAGGAGAAUCCCGAAGUUGCUAUCAAAAAUCGAAAACCUUCUCAGUAAGAUACCCGAAGGUGACAAACAAGCUGACAAUUUACAAAGACAACAAAACUUGUUACUUCAAUUCUGCGACGAUGCUCUUGCCACUUCCAUCCGCAUGGAACACGCCGCCAUCAAACAAAGAAUCUCAAACCUGCAAGCAGGCCUCGAAACCUGGCACCAAUUCCUCGAACGCAUCGCUCUCCUCCUCAAAACCUACGAAGAGAACGUCCAAAAAGUUCAAACUUUGUACGACGAAAUCCAGGAUAUCGUAACUGAGUCAGCGUCACAACUCCCAAGCUCUCACUCAGCCGUCAGUUAUAAAUUAGAAACGCUUCAAAGAGCCCGUCUCAGACUAAACAAUGCGACUAAAGACCUGGAACAGCUUGGAUUGGCUCAAGAACAACUCAAGGAGUGUCUCAGUCCUAGUGAUAUCAAGACUAUCAAUCAACGUAUGUGGAUUUUGUGGCACCAACAGGGCGAUCUUGACCACCAAUUGGCAGUUUUGUGUCACCAAUUUGAGGAGAAAUUGGGGUUGAGGUCGAUGUUUGAGGCACGUCAAGCCCGGUUUUUGGCUUGGGCUGACGAAAUCGAGCGUCGACUUGACGACGGUUCAGUUGUGUCGAUCAAAGAUCCCCAGGAGAUGCUUAGGAAGCUGGAAACAGAGCUCCAGGCUGAAAUGUCGCUUAAAGAACGUGAAUAUAAUUGGUUAGUAAGCACAGGCCGUGAUUUAGUUGCCAAUUGCAGCGAUGAAUACAGUGAUGUGACCGCAAAACAAAUCCUUCAAGCCAAAACUGACUACGUGCUUGAACGGUGGGAAAGACUAGAGAAUAUCGGUAAAAGUCGAAGGAACAAAAUCCACGAUAUGAUGCAAACAAUGUCACAACUAGAACAGAGAAUCGCGGAAAUACGGGCAUGGCUGACGCAGAUUGAGGCGCAAUUGGCAAAACCACUAGUGUUUGAAGCGUCCACCAAAGAUGUGAUUGAACGCAAGUUGCAAGAACACGACAAGUUGAAAAAAUCGAUUGAGAAUGAGAGCGGCAACAUCGGAGAGGUUUUGAAUUUAUGUGAGUUGUUAUUGAGCGAUGCGGACGUCUGGAAGGCCCAUUUCACCACCGAAAAUAUAACCGCAGCGAUACAAAAUUUGGAAAAGAGGUGGAAAGCGGUGUGUGGCCAAUCGGCCGAAAGAAAACGCAAAAUUAACUUUAUUUGGAAGUUGCUCCAGGAGGUAUUGAGGAUUAGUAAUGAACAAGAGAGUUGGUUGGGCGAAAAAGAACAAAAAAUAAAGGAUCUGGAUAAACCGGUCAAAAAACUGAAUCGGGAGGAAAUCCAAGAGUUGAUUUAUUUGGUCGAAAAUCAAGUGAAAGAAAUCGAAUCUAAAGUCCCCACGUUUGAGAUUCUUGAACAAACCUAUUCGAAAUUAGCUACUGUUGGUGGUGUAGAACCAGAGAAUAUUCAAGAAUUGACAUCGAAAGCACGUGUUGUUAUAAUACGUUGGAAGAAUCUUUUACCACGUGCUCAAAGCUUGUUACAGAGAUUGCAAAAUGAAAUUGUACUUUUUAAAGAUUUCUCUUUGGCUCAUCAAGAUGCCGUUAUUGGAUUGACGGAAGUUGAUGCCCGACUGACCGAAUUGGAACACUUGACUGGACAAAAAGUACCACCUAAUGAGCGUUUAGAGACUUUGGAAAGUCUGGAGAAUCAAAUGGUUGCCCACAAUUCGAUUCUAGAGUCGGCUGAUAAGCUAGGUCUUGAAAUAAUGAAGAAAGUCAAAAAAGGUGAGGUUGGCAAGUACCAAGAGAUGAUUGAUGAGUACCAAAACCUCUGGAAGGACAUUCAGAAGAGGAUUGGUAAUCUUAGAACUGAAUUGAAGACAGAAGUAAAGAAGCAAAGAAAAGAAAUUGACGAAGGUGUCCAAGUCGAGACACUUAAAUUCGAACAAGAUACAGCUGUCCAGGUUAACACACUUCCACCUUUGCAACGUAUGACAUCAAUCAGUGCAAAAGACGCCUAUUUGAUGGAGUUGACAAGUGCCAUCGGUGAAUGUAAGGGUAAUAUUGAGACUCUCGAAGAGGUACUCGCUAAGGAAAUUCCUCAGCAAGGUUCCGCUGAAUUACCAACAAGUGCAAAACGUAUCGCCCGAAUUUCGGCGACUUGUCAAUCAAACAUUGAACUGGUGAAACACCUCCACGACUUACUUAUCAAUGAAUGUGACGCAACAGAAGAAGAGGCACUAGCCGAAGAAGUAUUUUAUCUAAUCCGACGUUUCGAAACACUUCUAGUGACAGCCAAGGAGAAAGAACAGAAAAUCAAAGAGUUGAGGUCUACAAUUUCUGACGCUUAUAAUCUAUCAUGCAAUCAUGAAGCGGGCCGGUUGUUGUGUCCGUUGUGUACGAAACGGAAUUGGGCACAAUUGGAUAACGACUUGUGGAGGCUUGAAAAAUGGUUACAAGUGGCCGAAGGCACGCAGAAGACCCAACAUUCCCCUCCGUCCAACAUCGAGCAAUUGGAAGAUGUGAUUCAGGACCAUCGCGAGUUCCUCUUGGACUUGGACAGUCACAAGAGUAUCGUGAGGUCGUUGAAUAUCGUCGGUACACACCUCGCGGAUCAUACUGAAGACACCGAAAGAGCCAACCAAUUGCGGUCGCGGCUCAAUACCGAUAACAAGAGGUGGGAGUUGGUGUGCCAGAAUGCUGCUAGUUGGGAAACACUCCUCCAAAGAGCUUUGAUGGAGAAUCAACAAUUCCACACAAUUAUCACCGAGUUGUGUACAUGGUUGGAGAAGACGGAACAGAGGAUCCGUCUGUCGGAGCCCGUGGACUUGACUGCUGAACGCGAUGAGAUCGAGCGGAAGUACCAGACGUUCCGGGAGUUGCGGGCCGAGUUGGAACGGUGCGAGCCGCGAGUUAUGAGUCUGCAAGAAGCCGCCAAUCAGCUGCUGAGGCACGAAGGGGCCCCCGAGGGCUCAAGUCUGACCUGUACGAGACUGACGGAGUUGCGAUUGAAGUUGCAGAGUUUGAUUAGAUUGACGGGAGUUUAUAUUUUGAAGUUGGGCGCUGUUUUGGGCCGAGAUCCGAACGAAAUAUCUGUUGUCGCUUCAUCUAGUGUAAGCGCACCUCUACACACACUCAACUAUGACCUUCUGGACCAUCCGAGCCAGGACCAUCCAUCUACCUCUGCACUCGACGAUUCUGCUCACAAUGGUGGUUCUUCGGAUGAUUUGCAAAUUAACACUUCAGUGCUUCGAAGAGGUUGUCGUUUCUUAGGUAGAGUGGUGCGAGCUUCUUUACCGAUUCAAGCCUUAAUGCUGCUCAUGUUGGGAGCGGCGUCUCUAGUCCCUUAUUCAGAAGACGAUUAUUCAUGUUCGCUAGUCAACAGUAUUGCCAACAGUCUUACUCCAACGUUACGAUACAAUGAUGGACCGCCUCCUAUAUAAAUGUCAUAAUACUCCUGGUUUUGUUAACUCUUAGUCUCGUUAAAUUCAUUCCAAUUUAAGUAAUUUUAGUUUUGUACGAUUUGUUUUUUGUAAAUAAUACAUACAUGCGACUUAAGUAUAUUUACUACUGGCAGCCAGAAAUUACGACGGGUCAUCAAAUGGCCAAAUCUCUUAUGGAAAAUCAUAUAAAUGUAGUGUAGUUUUUAUAUUCAUUACGCAAGAGAAGAAUCACUUUAUCUGUAUAUUGGGGAAGACGCACAGGCGUUGAUAUAUUAUAUAUUUUAUAUCGUUGUUUUAUAAAUUUUAUGUGAUGGUUGUGUAAGAAAUUAAACAUUGGGUACCAAAGGAGUGGAACACUUUGGUUCUCAACACGUUUUAAUUUUUUUCUGUGAUGUUAUCUCGAUUCGCCAAAUUGUCAACAAAACGUGAACUCUACUCUCCAAGUUUACGUUUUUCAGCAAUUUGACUCUCCAAAAUUGCCCGUAAAAUAAAUUUCUCCCGAUUUAUUUUACACUUGACGAUAUCGAGAUGAGCAAAUUUCAUAAUGCCUUAAAGUUUUUUUAUUAUUAUUUUUAAUGUUGCUUUCAUGCGUUAUUUUGUUCUAUUGGUCAUGGUGCUAUCAACUUUAUUUUAACAUGUAGUUGAUCAAUCAAAAAUUCCAUUGCUUUGACUAUUGCUUCGGAUGUAAAAUGUGUUUAGGAAACGUCUAAACAAAAAUAGGAUUGUUUCUCCGCUAUUAUUUAAUAUUGAUUAGUAUUUUAUUUGGCAACUUACUAUAUUACGAAUAAACGCUGUUUUCAUUUAUAAAAAUAUAUCAUUUCAAAAAUA
Messenger RNA from Tribolium madens (black flour beetle), 47664 nucleotides. RefSeq names its product nesprin-1-like. Gene Ontology annotation, biological process: nuclear migration. The record is from RefSeq and is a predicted model, not a curated record. NCBI's taxonomy places the organism in Eukaryota, Metazoa, Arthropoda, Insecta, Coleoptera, Tenebrionidae. The transcript has 31 exons. Gene Ontology annotation, cellular component: meiotic nuclear membrane microtubule tethering complex; nuclear outer membrane; cytoplasm. Bases 16 to 46836 code for a protein of 15606 amino acids. Gene Ontology annotation, molecular function: actin filament binding.